AUGGGUGAGAUCGGAAUAAUGGUUUCGCGGGUGCAGCAGGAAGGGUUUGAUUUGGAAGACAUGAUCGACGAGGAAUUGAGGGCAGCAGGAUUUUUGGAACUUUGUGAACGGUGAGUGUAAAUUCUUGACUGUUUUUUUUUCCUUUAAACCUCCCAUUCUAUUAAUUUACCGUCUUGUGUGCUUUCUCUCUUGACCUGCUAUAUCUUGGUCUGGAGAAACCUUCGCAAAGUUUCCCUGGUUUUGUAGCGUGGACGAAUGACAAGUGUGCCUUCUUUGUUUACAUGUCUAGCAUGUAUUGCUGUCCGGACUAUUGCAUAUAAGUGGAAUCAACAGGUUGAUGUUUUGGUUAAAUUGCGUUAUUUUUGCCCUACUAAGUCUUUCCUAACUUGAAGAAUAAGCAUGAUCUUUUUUUAAGUUAUCUCAUACAUGUAUGGCUUACAUCUCUAUUAAUGUAAGCUUAAGCUGAAACUUACCUGUCAAAAUUAUAUACAGCUAAAUGAAAAAACGUUGCUUUGGUAAUUGGUCAUUGGUAAUUCGGCGUUGGACAUUUGGGCAUAUGGAACAAUGCAAUGAUUUGCUAGAGUGAUCACCAAACAAUAGCUUCCUAAUGUGCAAUUCCCAAUGUCCAAAGCAACCUUUCUUGAAUCAGCUAUAAUACAAUCUCUUACCUUGUAUUUUGGAUGAUAUACGCAAAUGAACGUCAAAUGCAGGGGUAGCUACUAUCACUCUGGGUUAACAAAGACCUUACAAUUUUUAAGUGGUUUACAAUUCCUGUUAGCACAGAAAAAUAGCUAGUGUGUGAUAUCCAUGUAUGUGUUGGCACUCACUUUUACCAUCUAUGUUUAAUUUAACCCUUUCACCACCAGCUAUUCUGAAUAAAAAGUGUCCAGGACACUGGCAUUAUGGGAACUGGCAAUUUUGCAGGAAAAAAAUGGCAUAGAAGGUUUUGAAAUGAAACUUGCACAGGAUGCAAAGAAAAUCAUUUUUAUAGCUUGCCAUUCGGGCAAGCUGAAGCUAGCCCCAAAACCUUCUUGACUUGCAGAAUUGAUUUCACAGUUCUUCUUAUUCGAUUCCCUCAAAAAAGAUCACUUGCCAUCGGGCAAGUUAAAAACAGCAUUCACUAGCCUGAUAGCAAAAUCCACUAGCCCUGGGCUAUCGACACUACUUUCUUUGCACGCUACUUGCAUGUACUGCAAACCUUGUAUGUAAUAAAGAAAUGCAUCAUUACAAUGAGAAUUUUACAGGAAACAAAGAAACCAAAACAGUGAUAUUUAUUUCAUUGAAAAUAUUCCCAAAACCAACAAAAGUGCUGCACAUGUCUUGCAGGGUUCGAAAUUAACGGUUGUCCGGUUGUCCCGGACAACCAAAAUUACGAUGGGGCAACCAAAUUGUGCUAAGUGGUUGCCCCCUUGGGCAACCCAAUCUGUCGUGGCACUAAUCCAUAAUGAAGACUUGAUAGAUUUGAAUAAAUAUAACAGCUUGUUGUCUUUGGAGAGUAAGCGAUACCUAAACUAAGUUAGUGGAAAGAAAAAAAAAACGCGGAAGAAAUACUAAAGUAUCACGUACACUACCGUUGGAAACCGAGGUUCGUUUUUGCACAACAAUCUUAUUUGAAUGAGCCUGUUGUGCUUUAAUCAGCGGUUGGUACCAGUAAACACAGUCCAUGAUACACUAGUGAGAUUCGCUCCGUGAUGCCGCCAUGUUUGUUUCGACGAUGGCAAUUUACCAUUCGUCUUAUUAUUACCGUAAUCAUGUUAGUUAACAUGAGCCUCUUUCGCUACUUCGGCCGUGAGAAAGUGAAGGCCGUUGGCGAUAACAACAAUUUGGAAGCCACGAAGAAAGAUGAUGAUCAAAGCAAUGCUACGGCGACGGGUGUCGCAAAAUCUACAGCAGAAUUAGGCAAGGCGCAAGAAAGUUCAAGAAAAAGGUGUCGUACAUUGCAAGAGACGUGGAAGACUAGAAGACCCUGGCUGAAAUUUGACGAGAAAGAAAACGCUAUGUUUUGCAGUUAUUGCAGACAGUUUUCGAAAGAUAAAUCUGCCUUUGGGAGCGAAAAAGGUAACAACAGUUUUCGUCUUGAUGGGAUCAAAAAACAUGAAAUAAGUGAGGCGCAUAAGACAGCUAGCUGUAUUAGUUUCUUGGCUUGAACUGGGGCAAGAGCUUGGACAACCAAAAUAUUCUAUGGGCAACCAAACCAAGUCUUGUGGUUGCCCCAGGGGCAACUGGACAUAAAAGUAAAUUUCGAACCCUGUCUUGCUGCACAAUGUUAAAUUUAUCUUAAAAGCAUCGCUGUAGUAGUCAAGAGACCAUCUUUUUGUUUAUGGUUCACCAGCUUCAAAUGUCUUUUACGGCUUCAGCAAUCAUCGAUUGUACUGUUGUGAAGAAACAGCUGUAUAUUCCUUCAUCUCUCCCAAAUCAUGAGAAAAUUUACUUUCAAAAUCAGUCAGUCUGGAGAAUGUACAUUUAGUUUUUGGGGCUAAACUAUCCCCUCUAUCUUUUAAAAAAUCCAAUGCCAUGCCAUUUCAAAAUUUCACAGGACUACAAGAACUCUUUUACAGAGGGCAGCAGCUGUUGAAGGUCAGUGUGUUUUCUUGUCUGGAUCUGUUAUAGGUUUGAUUUAUUACAACUUAUUUACAUAUAAAAAUGGCAGCACAACUAUCACUCAGAUGAAUUAUGUACUGUAGGAAGUAGACAAACUUGAGACUCAAGACUUGUUUCUUGAUUCUCAAAAUUUUGGAGAAUCAAGUUGGUAGCCUCAAGACAAGAUUUUUGAGAUUUGAGACCAACGUUUGAGUUGAAAAAAUGUAAUGAGCUCGUCACUUCACUGAUCUCUUGAGAAACAAAUUCCUCAAAGAGACUUCACUCUUUGACUUUCUUUGUCGAGGUCAAAGAAGCACAAGUACGCAAUCAUUGGGAUGAAUAUCUUAUGCAUCUGUCUCCCUUACCUUCACAAUAAAACAAAUAAUAGUAAAAUUUAAAAUGUACAUGUAUUAGCAUGGGAAGAGUUAGUCGUAGAGCUGGCAAAGUGUACUACUCAUUCUGCACAAGCUUUUGAAACAAAAACAUCAAGCUUGCUUGUUGAAACUUCUGUCUUGAAACUCGUUGUUUGUCUUUUGACAUGUAACAAUCAAGUUUUGAGGAUUGAUUGGUACACUUCCAUCUACAGCUGUGGUUACAGUGGAACCUUGACUUAACAAACCUCCAUGUAGUUUUUCAGUAUGACAAACCAUUUUCUUUCUCCCAGUCAUAGUAAAAUGUAUGGCAAAAAACCUUGAUAUACAUGUAACAAGACAUCAUUAUGGCAAACAAAUUUUCCCAGUCCCUUGGCCCUUUAUUAUGUCAAAGUUCCACUGUAUUGAACGGGUACUCAAAGAAUGCUCCAAGUGACUUUUGAUAAACUGCUAGAUUCUCCUUUUAAUUUGCCUUGUACAUAUGUAUGUGCUUCUAAAUUAAAACGAGAAUGUGACAUUGGAUCAGGAGUCCUCUCCUGAAAUUGUCUUGAUGGUGGCUGUUGUGUAGUGGUAAACAACUGUUUUAUUCUCAUUGGUUUGAAUUUAUCUUUUGCUACUACAUGUAGAAAGCCAUUCUGCUUUAAGAAGCCUGCUAGACUCAAUUGAUUCAAAGCUGAAAGAAGUUCAAGGAAAUCUAACCAAAGGUGCAGCAAAAGAAGGUAGUAACAGGUGAGGAAUGGCAAAAUCUUGAUCCAGUAUUUUGGGCAAGGGAGUAAAACACACAAAAUCAACUUUUGAUUCUUAUUGCAUACGCUAAUAUCAGGGUUUAAGCUGUGAUUUUUAUAAAUCCAUCUCUCAAGCUAGCAAGUUUUGGAGCCAAGUUGUAGAGAAAUCAUCUUUUUCUCCUGCAAUAAGGCAUCCACAGGACACCAAGAUGCCCAGUUGGCUAAAACAUGAAGUAACAUGUCAGAUACAUUUUUGUUUGUAAGAGCUAUGGAGUAUUUCAAACAAGCUAGCUUGUCGUAUAAGGUCAGGUUUUCUCUUGGAUAAUUUAUCACCUUGGUAGUUGCCUUGCAUUGUGUGCAUCAUCCCCUGGUGAUCUGUGUUCAUGCUGACAUGACUUCACGCCUGUUAUCAGCAUAUGUGAAUUGCCUCUAGUGCUGAUUGUGACUGUCUAUGUAUAGAGUGUAGAUGUUCCCAGAAAACACCAAAUCAUAUCCUAGCAAAGUUGUAAGGGGGCGGCGGGAGAGGGGGAUGCCCCCAGCCUAUCACUCUCCCUUCACCCUCCACCACAGCCAGGUCCCCAAGUUGUCUCCUUUUCUUUUAAGACACAGGCCAUUAAUAGAGUUUCACAAUUGUAAGCAGGAUGACCAGGCAGCUAGCAAGGACCUAAAUUUGUGUGGUAAACCAGUGAAUAUUAUUGAAUUUAUUACUAACCUACACUGUACAUGUAAGUGUUGAUUAGGCAGCAAAUAUUCCACCGAAAGCAGCAAAUUUGUCAGCUGCUGGCUAAUUUUGACUGGGCUGAAAACUUCCUGAGAAGGCUGAGUUAACAAGUUCUACUGUACAUGCAGUUGAUCUUGUCUCAGUUUUCUUUUUUUUUUCUGUCUGUUCUCUCAAUGCUGGUUGUGUAGUUUGUCAGGAAAAGAAAAUGGAGAAGCUCCUGCAAUCAGCAAGGAUAAACAAGACAAACCCGAACCCAAAGCACCAGUUAUUAUUAUUGAUGAUGAUGAGGCAGAAUAUGUUGAUGUUGCUGAUAUGUCAUGCCAGGCUACAUUUGAAGACAUUGCAAGUGAAACUCAGGCAAGCCAGGAAAAAACGGACAAGACAGGGGACAAAAGUCGGAAUGAUAACUACGUUCCGCAACCACAAACAGCAAAUACAGACACUUUGUUAAAACAUACCUGCACUUCUGCGGCUGUGUCAACGCAGCAGUCAAAUGCAAUAAAGACUGUUCCAGUAUCUAAACCUCCACUUCCUACCACAUCUAAACAAUCAGACAUUGCCCUGCAUUCUGUAAGCAGUGCAGGGAAAACCCCGCCUGUUAUUUAUAGAACAUUAAAGUCGCCUGUCACAAGUGGUGCACCGCUGUUAUCACAGCGUGUAGCAUUAAAAUCAUCACCUCCAUCGCUUCCUGUUCAGCAAGCAGUACCAAGUGUUAAACCCUCUGGCACUAGUGGAUCUACGUCUUCACUUGUGUCUCCUAGGGAAGUCAGGUAUGGUUUUUGUUUGUGAUGUUAACCUUGUCACUUCCAGAUUGAGGGAAAAAAGUCCAAAUUCAACAAAAUUUCCCAAUUCAAUUUUGUAAAAUGCCGAGAAAUAAUUGGUACCAACUGAAAGUACCGUAUUUCCUCGAAUAAUAGCAGAGGUGGGGGGGGGGGUUAAUUUUUUUGCACCAAAAGGGGGCGAUCAUUCAAAGGAAGGCAAUUAUUUGAUGGAGGCGAUUUUUUCAAAAUUUAAUACAUGUACACCGUCAUGUAUUGCUCAAAUACAUGAAUUGCUGGAAGUUGUGGACUAACUAUUUUGCUUUAUUAUCCUGUUACUUAUCAAAAAUAAUCACAUCAAAUAAACUAAACAUGGGCUUUUUGAGUGUCCAAAUUUGUUUCCUUGAUAAAUUUUCAAUUUCAAUAUCCUCGAUGUCAGAGCUUGAGUCACCACUGAUCACUUUUUUAACUUUUCAGUUGUAAACAAUCAGUAAAUGAAAGCUUGUUUGUUAUCCUAGGUGUCAAGUUUACCUUGACGGGGAGGGAAUAAAAAAGAGGAGAAGAUAGCAAAAGGGGUGGGGGCGAUUAUUCGAGGGAGGCAAUUAUUUUGAAUUGUUCCAUUAAAAGGGAGACAAUUAAUUGAGGGAUGGCUAUUAUUCAGGGAAAUACGGUACUGAGAAAGAAGUUUCGUUUGAAUGGUCACGUCAUAGGUUUCUGUCCAAAGACCUAAAAGUUACAACAAUCAUAACAGAUUGUUUUUUUUCUAAUCAAGUUAGAAUUGGAAGUGUUGGUUGUUGAGGAAAGGGUAAAAUCAGGGUACAGUAAGUGUUGUACCUAGAGAAUAGCCUUUUAGAAGAAGGGAGAGAACCAACAAAUAACUUCUUUGGAAACUUUGAGAUUCUUGGGAAGCAAAAGUACUUUGUACAUUUAUUGGACACAUAGUUGACCACUACAUGUACAUGUAAGUGCUAAUUUAAUAAUGAUAACAAUUGUACUUUAUUUUAUUAACUUUCAGGCCAAGUAGUGCACCUUCUGUGACUUCUACAUCCAAACAAACAUCUUCUUUCUCUCUUUCCACUGCAUCUCAACCUUUACCAUCAUCUGCCAGUAAACCUGCCCCAGAAAAAGAGAUGGCGUAUGUAUUUAUACCAUUUUUACAGAAUAUUUGCUUCUUUGUUCUUAGAGUACACAUGAUACAUUUUGUCUUUGUUUUAGUUGUCGGUAUUUUACUGCUAUUAUCCUGGCCAAAGACAUUUUGAUGCUUAAUUUGCAGAUACCUUACUUAAAGAAGCACUCAUUUGAUAAGGACAGUCAACCCUUCAAGUUAAAGUUUUUGCCUAGUCGCCAUUUGGCGACCAACUCUUUUGGUUUAGGGAGACUUUUUUACAAAUCAAAUCGCCAGCUUCAAAAUUCUAGGCACCAUGGCGACCAAAAUGGUCGCAACUUGGAGGGUUGACAGUACAGUAUGUUUAUAGUGCACCCUCCUUUCCUCUGAAUGAUGAAGAGUUUAUGGUGUCUUUCUGACACAAAAGACACAUACAAAGUAACUGUUUUGUUACAAUUAUUUUGUGUGUCCCCAUGGAUCUGUAACCAUGAACUUCUAGGAGUCAAUUGAUUGCAGAAGAUUCUCCACCUUUCAAUGGUGGAAGGUGGUUUUCAUAUGCACUGACACUUCAUCAUAUUUCUUCAGAAUUUGUAAUACUUUGGUAAAUGUAUGCAAAUGCUAUUGAAAUUUAAAGUGGCUCUUUUCUUCUCAGUGAAUGCUGAAUGAUAAAAAGAUAAAUGAUAAAAUAAUGAUAAACUUCGGCCUGCAGUUCUAGGCUAAGGAAAAACAUGGAUCCAUAGGUGUACUGUUUUCUUGUUGCACAAAUGCUUCAAACAAGAAUUUUUUUUAAUAAGAAUUUGUUUAUAAUGAAUUAAUAGUUAACAGUACUGCUACUUGUAUCAGUCCCCCUGCAGGGCCUCCCAAGUUUGAAAUUGGUACUCGAGUUGUAGGACAACGGUCAGAUGAGCUGUGGUAUCCAGGUAUGCCAUCACCAUAAAAAAAAUUUUAUCAUAAUUAUUACCUGUAUACUAUACCACUUAAUGACAAUGCCUUAAAUAACAAACAUUACUCCAUAAACUAACUGCUAAAUCAAUUAUUAAUAUAAGCAUCAGCAACUAUGACUGAUAACCUUGGCCUGCGAAAACAGCUGUUUCUCCUUGCUCCUCGCCGUUUGGGACAUUUUGCCAGAGGAGACGUCUGCGUGUCAGCAACAGAAAUGCUGUACUGAUAAUGUAAAUUAACCCAUUCGCCCCUGAACCGCCCGUAACCACCCGUGCGGAUCCAGGUCCUUUCUACCCUUUGUGACAUCAUCAGUUUUAACGGUCAAGGACAACUUUCUUCGCUAACUUGUGCAGAGUGAAGAGAUCUUUCAAACCAUGCCAGAAUGAGCACAAUUCAGUCAAGGACACCCGAGAAAGAAGCAAAAAACCACAUGACAAGGACCUGAAAAUCUCCAUGAAAAUCUUGUUCCAUUACCCACCUACCUUUCCUUUCACCUAAUCCUAAGAUCCUAAAAGCUUUCCUAAAAACUCUUCCCACCAAAAUGAAGCCUACUAAAUGCCCAGCAAGAGAAAAAAAAAAUGAGGCAAGAAAAGCGAAAAAAGAAGGGAGGAGAGAAAGCGAAAAGUAAAAGUCAAGACUGCUGUGUCACUUUUAAACCCAAAAACUAUGUCGAAAUUUUGCUUUCUGCGCAUGCCCGAACUUCGCAAGCUGAUAUUUUGCAUCUGGAUCAGAAGGCCGCCAAGUGUACGACCUGUAAACCGGUUUGUGGUAAGUUCUAGCUCUUUAUAGCACGACAGUGACCAGAAAACCACUCGACUAGCUUCAAAACGCGUUUUUCGGCAAAAUCUCCAGGAGCGAAUGGGUUAAUGUUUAUAUUGAUCAUUAAUCCAGUCAUCAAGAGGCUCCAAAUGCAAAUUUGUUCGAUUUUAUGUUUCUUCUGGUCAAUUUUGGUAAAGGCUUGUGUUCAUCUGCUAAUGAACUCCAGCAAAUUUCAAAUGGUUUUUCUAGAGAAGAAUACAUUCCACGAAAAGCAGCUGUUUUGUGAUAGAUUCAUCGCGUUUACAUUUGAACUUUGUGGCGUCUUGUCUUUUGUCUGUCAUUUGUAAACAAUAUGCUGUAGCUAAAACAAUAUAACAACUACAUCAACCAAUUAGAGCUCCUGACCAGAUCCCAGACAGAUUCUACUUCAUCAGUGUGGAAAUUCUGUCGCUGACAUCUCUCCCAGCAAAACAUCGGAAAUGUCGAGGAGCAAGGAGAAAUGGCUGUUUUCGCAGGCUAUUGUAACUAUAACAAUAUUAUUAGUUCUUACAUUUUAAUAUAUUAUAUUAAAACUUAAGAAAUAAAAAUUUAUCUGUAGUUACGUGUAUCGAUCAUAGUUGCUGGUGCUUGUAUCCAAAGGUUUCACUGGUGUUAUUGUGUCUGUUUUGAGAAGGCCCUGUUUUCAUUACUUCUUAAUAAGGAGUUUACUGAAGAACCAAUACCUUUCUUAUUUCUGUUAUUUUAUUUUGUCUACAUUUAAUCGCUGUUUUUUCUUCUUCUUCUUCUCUUCCUUCCUCUUCCUUCUUCUUCUUCCUAAAGGUGUCAUAGAAAAGAUAUCCUUCCAUAAUUUUUUUUUUUUUCUUUUUCUUUCUUUCUUCAUUAAUACAAAGGAAAGUAAAAGAACAAAUAAUAAAUAAAAUGAUAUUAACAAAACAAAAAAUAAAAAUGAAAAGUAUUAGUUGUUUGCAUAUUUAAUAUUGUUUACACAAUUUUAAAAUUAUUCAAAAAGAUAAUGUAAAAUUCCUCUAAAUUAGGUUUCGUUGUUUGCAUAAUAUGUACAUUUAAAAUUAUUCAGCCAGAUAAUGUACAUGUACCACAUGUAUAAUUAUGUUGCAGGUUAUUUUUUAUUCCAGUGAAUUUUUAUUUUGCCAUUGUUUCAAAUUCAUUUUCAUGCUUUACCAUUCCCAAAAACAAUUUGGAACAAUAAAAACUAUCUGAGAUAAAAAAAAUUAUCUACAAUGUAUACAUCAGGCUGGUUUAAAAAGAUACGAGUUGUUCUCACAGUUGGGUAUCAGUAAAAGGCUACAUAGAAUGAGAUGUUGUUGAGAUUAAGGUAAUUUUCCUUUGGAAAAAAUCUUUCUGGAUUUGUGCAAUGUGACCUUAAGUGCAUUGUGCAAAGAAACAAGACCAUGCAAGGUCAAAGAGUUUCCUUGUAAUCAUUUCAUCAUUUACAAUCUGAAAGAAAAAAAUUCUUUUCUUUCUUCUGUUGUACAGAUUACUUGGGUUUGUCAUUAUGGCCUUGAUUUUCUAGAAAAUUAAAUGUAAAUCUGGACAAUCUUUGUUAACUGAACUUGAGUUCACAUCGCAAACUUACAGGGCUGUGCAAAGAAUGGUUUUACAGCUUGUCAUUUGGUAAGCUGUAGCUGGUAUGUACCAGCCAAAACAUCAUUUCAACUUCCUCCCUCCCCCCACCCCCAAAACAAAAUCUUAUGAACAUUGAUUACAGCUCUUCUGUAUUUUGAAUUCCCCAAAAGACUUCACUUGCCCCCUGGGAAAGUCAAGAACAGAAUUCACAAGCCCAAUAGCAAAAUCCACCAGCCCCGGCUUUCAGACACUAAUUUCUUUGCAAGCUGAAACUUCAUGUUAAUUAUCAGGUCAAAAGGGAAAAAAGGUAAGGGUAGCGAGCAGAAAACUGCCCGAUGGGCUUUAAAAAGUGUCUCUCAGCAAAUUAAAAUUUUCUGGGCAAAAUGAGUAAAUAUCUUUCUCUCCCUAAAACAGGGUGGCAAUAUCACAAGGUUAAUUAAUGGGGGAAUUCUUAAUUGAUUAUUUACAGCAUGCCAUAUUUUAGAAACAAUCCUGUGUAAAAUUUUAUUUUUGUAGCAGAAGGUCAAGUACAAAGUAAAGUUUGACAAAGGAGCAAGAGGCCUCUUGUCAUCCAACCAAGUCUCACUGGAGUCUAAUCCACAUCCUUCAUGGCUGAAUGUUGGUAGUCGUGUUGUAGGUAUGUGCUUUGUUCUCUCCUGUCUGUGCCAAUAUAUGUACAGUCUGUACAGUGUUAUGCUGGACAUGGGUUAAGUAUGACAGAGCUUAAGCAUCUGAAGGAAAGCUUAUAGUUUGUAGUCUUAAGAAUUCCUGCUUGCAGAAGGAGGACUGGCACUGCACCUUUUUGCAAUUUAAAGGGUGUGGGUUCUUUUGAGAUUAAUUACUUGAGUUUGUGGUCAAAACAGGGCAUGUACUGUUGGCAAAGCUCUACUACUCAGAUUGACUACUUAAGCAGGGCUGUCUCUAAGAUUUCAAGUAGUCAGGUAUAUGUAAUAACUGCAGGAAUUGAAUGGCUAGGAAAUUCUGUUGGCUCUAUUUUCCUGUUUGUUCCUAUGACAUUGGCUGAGGGUAAGACUCAUAAUAGUCAGCGGAAAUCCCAACCCCAGUGCUUACAAUGUCAGUCCUGCUGUAGCAAAGCAUUCUAAAAUAGAGACUCCCUCACCUUCUCUCUAAUAAGACGUGUAAAAAAGUGAUAUUUGGUGCAGCUCCAGAUGCACAGAGCACCUUCUUUAGCCACUUGGGGAAACAGUCUUCAUUCCAGUCUUCAUUUUUACUCAUUAAACAUCGUGCAGUGAUCUACAAAAGGAUAUUCACAGUCAACGGCAAAAUGAAGUAAAUAAUAAGGCCUACAUACAGAAUCUCUGAAACAGGGCCUUAUAAUUUCACACCAACAGGGCUGACAAUAAGGGCUGGUAGCUGGCCAAAACCGCCGGCUAGUUAGCCAUCCUUAGCUGGCUACUUUCAUCUGCUCCUACCAUAACUGAUAACAAAAAAUAAGCACCAACCGAUAUUAUUGUAAAGCAUCUGUUUUCCAGUUUUGAAUGACAUCGAACCCAUACUUAAACAUAAUAUUGGAACCAUGCGAUUUCGUGGAAUGCCUGGGACAUUUCAAUGGCAUGUGUGUAUUCUGAGAAAACCAGAUGGCAUCCACAGUGGAAAAUACUUCUUGAAAACCCCUGGAAAUGCCAUUUUUGAGACCUUAAAUUUCAAAAUGUCCCUAGAUGCCUUGGUCCUCAAGAACUUGUGCCUUUGGUACAAGUUCCAAAGCCGCCUUUUAUUCAUUAUCAACCUGCUACUUAAAAACUUUUUGACAGCCCUGACCAAUAAUAAUAAUUUUGUCUGUAACUUGCAAUAGUUAUGUUUUAUUCAAUAACGUGAAAGAAGUAUGUACAGCUGUACAUGCACACUAUAAGUUACAUUUUGUACUUUACAGUCUAGUCAUACACAGCUCCAAGUAAAAAAGUUAUUCAUCAUUCUUUGACUGUGUGAUAAUUUUAGAUGCUUUCCAGACACUGCACAACUAUUUAGGUUACUAUUAUAAUAAUUGAAAGCUUUGUUUGAAAUCUUAAGCAAACAUGUUCACUUGACACAAGGCUUGCACUUACAAUUAGCUGCUAAAUUCUUGUUUUUUCUGAGCACAUGUAAUCUAUUUUAAGUUGCUAACAGUAAUGACCUAACAAUGUUUGCAUGUGCUUAUUGGUGAAGUGAUCUGAACACUCCUUGAUACAGUCUCUUCAUCUGAUUUCUGCCUCUGAGUAAUAAUUACAUAGGUAAAUUGUAAGCUAACCUAACCCUAAAGUUAAAUAUUAAUUGCAUAUAAUUAAAACAAUAAGUUGAUUUUCAUGAUUGUCAUUAAAUUUAGAGCUUGAUUGAUGCCUGCUCCCCACUUUUUUCCAUUAGCCUUAAGGCCUAGGGACACAGCUGAAGAGAACGCAUCUUGGCGGAAACCUUCUACAGGUUAAUUUUGACAUUUUUCUUUCUCUUCUUGUUUCCCAAGGCUUUGUCUGCCUGUGUGUUGACUAAAUUAUUUGUUCUCGUCUGCAUGAAAUUGUUGUGGCUUAUUUCUGUUUUGUGUUCUAUAAUCAGUGUAGCCUCAUCUUUCGUUUUCUUGUAAAGAAAAGUAGAACAGUUGAAUAACGUAAUAAACCCUGACAGAUGGUCAUGCAGAAUGCAUUGUGAGGAAACUGGGCAUUAGGCUGGUUUAACCUCCAAAGUUGGUGCGGGCCUCCUAUCUCAAGUCAGCAGUUUUUUUCAAUGUUAAAGACACAGGCCACUGAAUCAAAUGGGAUUGUGUAAGGAUUAUUAUGCAGAAAAACCAGUUUUUGGCGCACAAAAUCCAUGAGGGAAUUGAAACCCUCCCACCCCACCACCAAGUCUACAUUGUACAUAGCAGUCUUGCAGACUUCUCAUGAGUAGCCUCUAUAACUGAGUAGUGUAGGAGCAGCUUGUAAGGUCUCUCAUAAUUGGUCCCAGGAAACAAAGACAUGUCAUUCUUCCAAUUGUUUUAGUAUUCAAGGUAUUGUUUGGGGUCAGGGAAACAGUCACCUUCUCUUCCGAGCAGCUGCUACAUGACAUGUAACUUGUAGAUUCGUUAUUGAGUACACAUGCAAAUGAGCAUUGAUGCUGUAAGAGGAAAGGGAGGUUGAGUUUGUUAAUUUUCUUGCAGCUUUGAUGCUUAUUUGAGCAUGCAUGCUUGCAAAUGAAACUGUUCCUUGUAUGCAGGCUACCGAUGAUGAGUCUAUAAUUAUUUCAAUGAGGGACAUCUACCAUUCAAACAUAAACUUUUGGGAUAGGCUCUGAAAGCUUGGGUAAACUUUCUUUAGUAUAAAUUACUGUUGUAAAAAACGUUUGUUGCCCUCUAAUACAAAAAUAAUAUUUAAGCAUUGUGGGAAUGUUGGCCACAUAUGAUCAUAUGGUAAGUGAAUAUCUUGUAAAGGGCUACAUUAAUGAUCUAAAAUCAGAGGCUUACAUGUAAACCAUACAGUUUUCAGAUAACUACUGUCUGUUGAUGUAUAAUGAUAUUUUUUUUCAACCUCUUUUUAGUAUUGAUUUAUUUCCCCCCAGUUUCUAUCUAGAUUUUAGAAUUUCUUUCUACAAUCUUCUUUUUUUGUAUAUCCAUGAACUGUGGAAAAAUAUGGUUGUGCUACCUGUUUGAAGUGAGGUGCACAGUUGUGUCAACAUGAUGUCCUCUUAUGAUCAUCUUUUGUAAUUAACUGAGGUGCAAAUGAGCGUCAGCAAGGCAUUUUCUUCUAAUCAAUACCCCACAGGCUAAUAAUUCCUAGUAUGCAGUUCAUGUCUGUUGGAUGGCAUGUUUGUUUUGUGAUAAAUUAUUUUGUCUCACAACUGAUUUUGAAGAAGUACCAAUAUGGGUUUAAUAACGGCUAUUGUUUAAGAGUCAGUGAAAAAACUUGUCAUGUUACUGAAGUGGGCAAGGAUUUAGCAGCUAAUGGUUUAGUGCCACUGUGUACGUUGUAACUCAUGCCUUUUAAAGCAGCAUUGUAUGUGCAUGUAAUGAACAUAUUUUUGUGUAAAGUAAAUGUAAGGCUAUGCUUACAGGCAAUUUUACUUGACAUGUAUACUAGAAAACAACCCAAACACAGUGAGAAAGUGUUAUCUCGUUACUGUUGAUUCCAUUUUCUAAACUUGUAUCAUUAAAUUUGUAGGAUUGUAUGGCAAGUUAGAUGUGUUGUAUGCUGGGAUUGUGACAGAGAAUGCUUGUGCUGAAAAUAAGAACAGGUUUCUGGUUUUCUUUGAUGAUGGAUUUGCACAGUAUCUGCCAGUUAAAAAGCUUCACCAUGUUUACCACACAGGUAGGGGUCAACAGAGUCACAUACACUACGCUAUUCAAGGCUGUGCUCUUGAAGCACCCAGUAGUCCCUGGCACCAAACCUUUGCUCCUGGGCGACUAGAAACUCUUGUAUUUUUCAUAGAAAUCAUAAUGCUGGGUGCCCUGGGAGCACUGGGCUUCCUUCAAUUUUUUCUUGGAGUUCAGCUUUGCUAUUGAUAGUUAGCUGAAGAAGAGGAAGAGUACCAAAUGAGGUCUUUGUUGUUUUAGGUGUUGAAUCUUCAGUAAACCCAUUAGAGGUCUUAAGUAUACAGGAUGGUGGGUUGGGGGAAGGCUUGCAUGUCUGGAUGCAUGCAAAGAUAUUGAUUUUGCGUAACACGUUUCAAUACUACAACUACUGUAACUGCUUAUCCCCAUGGGAUGUUGCAUCCUUUAUAAAACAGCGAAAAAAAGAAACCCUGUUCUACUUACUUUGGUGUAAUGAAUGACAUUUGCCCCCAGUUACAGUUAAAUGUACAUUUUGUGGAUUGAUCCAGUCCGUUGGUAGUCAGCAUAGUUGGCAGAAUUUAGCGUGCAUGAGUGCUUUAUUCCACUAGUGCUUCAUUGAUUUGGCGGUAGAACUGCCCAAAAAUGGGCAUGAGCCAAAGUGAAGAUACAAAAACCUUUGAUGGCCUUCCCGAUAUAAAAUGCUACUUGCAUUGGCUCUGCUGCCUGAAGCAAACAUACACUUUAAUCCUGCCUGAUAUACCGUAAAAUUCUGAAAAUAAAUCCCGAGGCUUAUAUUUUUCGAAGGCCCUUUUCGAGGUUCUUAUUUUUGGAGGGGCUUAUCUACGGAGGGAAAUUUGCGUUUCAAAAUCUAUUGGGCUAGCCUUAUAGUUGGAAGUAAAUUUGCUGUUUUUGCUUUGUUUUACUUUGUAUUUGAGGGCAAUUUUUUAAGUACAAGCUCCUGGAGGGCUUUUUGGAGGGGCGAUUUAAUGGAGUUUUUUUUUUGUUAGCGGUUUGGAGGGCUUAUAUUUGGAGGGGCUUAUUUUCGGAAUCCUGUGGUAUUAGUCAGUCCCUGGACACUUUUUCUUUGGGGCUCCCAUUAUACUUUCACUAUCAUAAAACAGGUUUGGAAGGGUAACAUUAUCUACAUGUACAAUGACAUCCUCAUCAUGGUGUAACGGCAUGGAUUGGAUUGUGUUCAGUUUUCACAAUCUACAAUUUUAUAUUAUUUUUUUAGGAAAGAAAGCUUGGGAUGAUGUUGCUGAACAUUCCAAGGAGUUCAUACAGGAAUAUCUUGAAGAAUUCCCCAAUGUAAGUUUGCAGCUUCACUGCCAUUUAACCUUUUUCAAUUCAAAUGUAUGAUAAGCUCACUCCACCUAGCUUAUAGAAUGUGGGCUCGCAGCAGAGGGAAAUGUACAGUGUAAGGCCAAACUGAAACAUGAGUUGUUUGCUAUUUAAAUGUACCCAGACAAUGCAUUCAGUUCACUGGUUACAUUUUGGGAGUUGCAAAUAUGAAAUAUGCAAAUAUUAUGGUCUCACCUCCAGAAGGUGAUCUUAAACUGUCAUAAAUGAGUAAAUCCUCCUUUAAUAAAAUUUAUAUUGAUACUUAAAAAAGUAAAAGGCAUUUUUUUCUUGCUUCAUGCCUGUUACUCUGGAAGUGAAAACUAUGAAUGGUCCUGGUCAUUGUUAAUCCUGUUGUUUGAGUUGUGAUAUAAAAGUUUCAUUUUGAUUUCUUCUCUUUUAACAGCGUCCAAUGGUAAAGCUUAAAGUUAGUCAGUGGGUGAAGACUGAGUGGAGAGGCCAAUGGUAAAAAAAAACAUAGCAUUAAACGAUAAUAUUAUUCUUUGGAAUCAAGGCAAACAGUUUCAAAAUUUUUUCUGAGCCACAGAGCCAUGAGAUAGUUGUUACUAAAGCCUCUACCAAAAUGUAAGAAAAUAUCUGUUUUAGUAUAUCUGAAUGGUCUCAGAAAAGAAGCCAUUAAAAGUUAAUUUGAAUGACUGUUCAGGUCAUGCCUGUAAAAGUUGGCUGGUUAACAGCACAUGUGCAAAUGGUAGAUUUUUAGUCAGAAGUUUAAGGGAGUGAAUAAAUUGCUCAAAACCCCAAGAUAACCAACGUUUGUAAAUACUGAGUUACUACAUGAACUACAGAAUCGACUAUGGUGAAUGAUAUACAGAUAUAUGCUGGAAAUUGAAGGAAAUUUUUGUUUCAAAAUCCCUCAGCUAACUUAUAUUGGAAGAAAAACGGAGAUGGCAAUUUUUCAGCGUAUGAAUCUUGUACAAUGAAAAAAUUGCUGACUCAGUUUUUCCUCUCAUAUAAGCUAGCCACGGAAUUUUGAAAUCCAAAUUGCCUUGCUAUAAUAAGCCCCCAAGUACAACUAAGGCCUGAUGUCUGCAAUGUCUAAUCAAAAUUAAUGUCUCCAAACCUCUCUCUCUUUUCUCUUAGGCUGAAAGCAAAAGUUAUGCAGCUGGACUGCAGUUUGGUCAAGGUAGGUAGAUUUUACCAAGGAACUAUUCCAAUAAUGUCUGAUCACUGUGUCUACAGUUAAUAAAAUGCUGAAGUUUUACAACAUAAAAGUAAAUUCUGUGACUGUGUCAUGCCUAGUUGUCCAGUUCAGAUUAAUUUCAGAUGCAUGUUCUUUUGUAGAUGUUGUUUCAGAUUGAUAAUCGAUCUGAAUGGCUUUACAGAGGAUCAACACGACUGGAGCCUCUAUACAGUGCCUUGGUGAGAUAUCCAGUAUAAAUUUAACGUUAUAAUAAUAUGUUUGUUGUACUUUUACAGGAUUUUGAUAAAAUGAAUAGCUCACACAUAUAUAAUUACAUUAACUUUUCCAUCAUGCUUCCCAUUAAGAAUUUGAGUAGCAGGAGAAAGGUGUAAUGUCACAGGAGAAAAUUAUAAGUGGGCUCCACGUCUGAAUAAAAAGUAGUCAUAGGCUACCAAACAUAAACUAGAGAAAUCUGCGUAGUAAACGGAGAGUUCUCUCAUCUCCGAUGCCUAAUGAACACCCUGUUCCAUCCCUGCACAGGUUGAAUUUUAACUGUUUCUUAUAUAAUAUACAGUCGACUCUCUCUUAACAGACACCUCUAUAAGACGGACACCUCUGUAAAACGGACACCUAGAGUUGGUCCCUGCCUUUCUUUCCUCUCUCUAUAAGACGGACAUCCCUCUAAGAUGGACAGCUAGUGCUGGUCCCAAAGGUGUCCGUCUUAGAGAGAGUUGACUGUAUCUCUUCAAUGUAACUGACAAUUUUUUUUGAUUUAAUGGUUAAGAUAGUUUCUUUAUGCCGUUUUGUAUAAUUAGGUGGAUGGCAAGAUAUCUACUGCUAGAAAGAAGAGGUCUCGUAAGCUGACAAGAGGUGCUUCAGGAAAGCCCACAGAACCUUUCAUUGACUACAGCAUCACCAAGCCAUGUUUUGGUAUUUCACCAUACAGCAAAACAGACCCAAAGGGUGAGUUACACUUACUAGUUUUAGUCUGUAUGGCAUUUUGUAUGUUUUGGACCAGGGAAGUGUUCUUAACCCUUUAAGUCCCAAUAGUGACCAAUAUCAAAUUUCUCCAAACAGUAUCCAUACACUGUCAAGAGAUAAGUUAUGAGAAUUAAUGAAAUGAUCACCAAAGAGAAAAUGCCUUGAUCUAUUAUCAAAUUUGCUCGACUAAUUCUUUAAGGAAAUGUAUAGAGAUCAGUUUGGAGAAUUUGUAUGUGGAUACUGGGGCUUGAAGGGUUAACCCUGUUAGUCCCAGAAUGGAUCAAAAUCAGUUUUCUCUCAACGAUAUCAUGAAUACAUAAUGCAGAGAAAGGAGAAUUGGUAAAAUGAAAACUUAAGGGAAAAUACUUUGGAAUCUCAACUUAUUCUUUAAGGACAUGUAUGGAGUUCAGUCUGGAGAAUUUGUGUUUAGAUAUUGGGACUCAAAGCACUAACAGAGAGGGUUUUGACUGUAUUUUAGUUCACUAAUGAAAAUUGUCACUAAGAUUUCAAGUUGCCGGGUAAAUACAACAAGUUGGAGGGGAAUCAAACAGCUAAGGGUUUCUUUUGGUUUUAUUUUUCUUCUUUUUCCAUUGAAAGUAGUGGGCGACCACGUUCAUAGUAGCCGGGGGAAAUCCCCGGCCGCCAUCUCUUAAUGACAGCCUUGCUAAUGACUUAAAUUAUGCACUCACUACUAGGUGAACAGCAAAGAAAAUUGGAAGAGAAACGGCAACAAACACAGCUUGAGCAACAACGACAGCUAGAGGUUUGUUGAUGAAGAAAAAGAAUUGUAAUAUUUUCUGCUUAAAUACACUGUAGUUAAGCCCACAUUGUUUCUCAGAACAUAAAAAUUAGAAUUAGAAUUAAAACAAAACUUGACUUAAGUGUUAUGUUUUGCAGGAAGUGGUGCAGUAACUAGUUCACUCCACCUAGCUGUGUAAUACAUGUUAAAAGAAAGCAGGCUGCAUUUUUUGUUGUUAUUGUUGUUACUGGGUUAUCAUAGCGGUGUUUCAUAUGUUUGUGCUUUCUGUGUCAUAAUGUGUACAGGUAGCUACUACCCUGCAGUUUCCUAAAUAUGUGUAUUCAUAUACAUUAUCAAUGGUCUCCUCACCUCCAUUCAGAUACUGAUUUUAAUUGCAGCUGAACUAAAUUCAGAAGGAGAAAAAUGCUCAUUUCCGUCAAUCUGCUUACAAAAUACGUUAUUCAUGCAUUAGGUUCGGUACAAAAAAAGUUGGGCGUCUCAAUCCAAGCCGUCCCAAAGUCGCUCCGGCUGGGCUAGGCGAAAAGAAUGGCUCAGGCAUUCCUAAUUGCUUCAGAUGCCAAACUUUUCAUUUGGCAUCUGAACCGGGCCUUAGUCAUCAUGGUUGUCCUAGUCACCCCAGUCAUCUCAGUCAUCCUAGCCAUGCUAGUCAUUCUAGUCAUCCCAGCCAUCCCAGUCAUACUAGCCACUCUAGUUAUCCCAGUCAUUCUGGUCACCCUUGCCAUCUUAGUCAUCCCAGUCAUCCCAUAGUCCUAGUCGUUCAAGUCAUCCCAGUCAUCCUAGUCACCCUAGCAAGAAGAAUGCAAAUUUUUCACCAGUGACAGCCUACUCUCUCAUUAGUGAUCAGGUUUUAGCAUUUAGAAUAUUGUUUUAACUUGUUUGACAGCAACAAGAACAAAUGAGAGGUGAAAAUAAAAAGAUGUCUGCCAUCUUGAAAUCAUCAAGUGCGAUUUCAACUACGUCCUCGAGUAGCAGAACUUCGACAUCUACCACCUCAACGUUUACAGGGUCUUCCACAAGCUUUACACCAGGAAGUGCGAGAACAUCCUCAAGACAGGCAGAUCCUCUGCAUAGAAGCUCAAGUGACUCUUCACUAUCAAGGCUUGCAGUGUCUGGUGGUGGCAGCAGGAGUAGUGACGGACUCAGAAGUGGAACUCCUUCUGGGACUCAGCCAUCAGGUAAUUAGCAAUUUAUUAUUGAAUUCAGCUUGUGUAUGAUAUGAAGAAUUAUGCAGAUCAGGGAAAAGCUGAAUCCAAAAUUAUUGUGUCGUCACUCUUUCAAAAUAAUUCUUUGCAAGCUCAGAACAUACUCACCUCUAUGCCUAGUUCUCAUGUUCAAAACACUUGCUUUUUCUUAAGAGUUUGAGGAUGUGAAGGGAUGUUUAGUCUGACAUAUAUGUUGUGGUUCAAUUUUAUCCUUGGUUCAAAUUUUAUUUUCUUUUGCUUUGGGUAUUGUAAUGUAUGAUUAAUUACAUGAUAAUGAGUUUGAAACAAAAGGAAAUAAAAUUUGAACCAAGGAUAAAAAUAAUUGAACCACCUUAAAAAGCAGGGGUCAUGUAUUUUUUUUUUCUAUUUGGUUAAUGAUAGCCGCUUUUGUAGAAUCAUCUUGGAGAUUUAAGCUAAUUUGAAACAAAUAUUGUGUAUGAAAAAGAACUAAAGGUUUAAAUCCUAACCCAUGAUUAGCUUUUACCUUCCUUACAGACUGGUUUGGCUUCUCAUCGGGUCCCAUCCACUCUAGAACAAUGUAUAAAUUAACAUUUGGAUGGACGAUCUACAAAGUGGAUAAAUGCAUAAAAGACAAAUUUAAAAAAUCUUCGUUCUUGCCCAAUGCAGUUGCAUCCACAGGGCACCAAGGAUUUAUUUGUGGUAUUGAUUCCAGUUACGUUUUACAGUUGAUAGCACAAAUCAGCUUUGUUCACUGUAAAAUGACUGAAUGACUAAACCAUCAUCCUGCAAAGUUUAAUGCAAAUCUGGCAAAAUGUUAUCCAGUGCUCCUUAAAACGCAUUAGACCGUCUGAUCACACAUCUUUGACCAUCUAUCACGUGUAUCUUACACAAAGCACCAGCUUUGGAGCACGCUUUAGCCUUCAGUUGUUGUCGCCCGCACUCUAUAACCUUUCGUUAUUACAGUUCUACUACAACCUUUUUUUCGGGCAGGUUCAUUUCAAGCUGGUUCUGGUAAACAAGCCACCUCCUCCUCUUUGGAUUCUUCAUCAUCUGCUGACUGCACAGGUGGUCAAUGCUCUGCUCCCACUGCACAGGGCAGAGGCUUUGUUAACAAAUGCAACAAUCCAGCGUGUAAUGGGUGUGGCACCUGUAAUGGCAGCUCCAUGUCAGUCUUCCAGGCUAGUACCGCUAGGAAGAAGACCACUGCAGGCUUAGGUAUUGAAAUGUUUUUAACAUUCACCUUAUUUUCCUCUCUAUUUAUGUAUGUAUGUAUGUAUGUAUGUAUUUUUUGAUUCAGUUAGUUAGUUUAGAAUGAAGUGUACACUUUUAGAGAGAGCGUUUUCGCGACUCCAAAUUUAAAACUCUAUCCUCGAUCCUCGAAAGUUUCGAGAAUCAAGAAUCGAGCCUCGCGUCUCGAGGAUCGAGACACGAGUGACUGUCAACUUACUUUUGAGCGGUACUGUACCUACGGUAUAUGUUUUCUGCAUCCAGUUUGAAGUCGCUCGUGAUCCUUGCAUAAUGACUGGCUCUCAACAGUCUGGUUCAAUAAAAUGUUCGUACUGACUAAAAUUUUGUAUUUCGGCCACCAAAUUGUGCUACUUCAGAGUGGAUAUGGCCUUUGUAUUAAAUAGAUAAAUAAAUAACUUUAGUGAUAGAGCAUCAUGUCAACAUGUAAUUUUGGUCUGAAAUCGUACUGACGAUACCAAUUCAAACUCGUGCUGCGCGUUCAUCAGAUUUUUAAAACAUGCACGUGAUUUCAGACCAAAUUGCACAAAACAAAGUUUGAUUACCAUUAUUUAUAUAUUUAAUCCAAAGUCCUAUGCAUAUCAAUUGUUUCACUGUUUCUGGUCAUUCGCUAUUAUUUCGUAAUCAUAGCCUGUUUGGCAGGCUUUUGUAGGGGAAAGGAGAGGGACUUAAAAUCCAUAAUUUACCGUCUCCUGCCUUCUUCUAAAGCCUGCCAUGCAGGUAGGCUCAAUGCUCGCCACUUUCUCGAUUCCGGUCUUAUUCCUCCCGGAGAAGAGAAAAGACUCCUUUCAGGCGAGAGGUGUGGGCUUAUUUCCUGAAUCGAGCCUACCACGCAGGCUGUUGUGAUACUUUAAAGUCAAUGAGAAAAUAAAAAUGCCAAUUUAGAAUACAACAAGAAUCGCCGAAAGGCGAUUUUUAACUGGGCUGCCAAGGGGCUAUUUUUUCUGAGGGGAGGGGGGGCUAUACACACUCAGGCUACCAUAAAACCUUGUCGGCAACCAUUGCAUGCGACAGAACCUCAUGUGAGACUGAAACAUAAACUCAUUCAAACCAUUGUACCCUUUUGAAAGACUUUCAUAACCCAAAAAAAAGAGUACCAUUUUUAAGUGGGGGCUGUAUAAUAACUUUUAAAUUCCACCACUAUGAAUAAAAAUAGACAAGUUAGCCAUUAAUUCUAAGCAGGAAACAAUUUGCAUUAUUUCCACGUACCCCUCCCCUAAUCCCUCUGUGCCCCAAAAUAUAGCGUGACAGUAUAACGUGACGUAACUGGAAAUUCCAAAAAUUGUUGUCGUUCUACGAGUAUAAUGAGCUGAUUUACACUAGACAUAAAUAUUGUAUUAUAUGAAAACCAGAAGCAUACUAAAACAGACAGUUAACUGCCCAUUGAUCCCGCCUGAUCCAGGGGCCUCACUGACUGCACGGAGACUUUACCGCGCUUUUCACAAACAUGCGAACUCUGAAGUUCAAAAGCCACCUUCACAAUUGUGUUUAUCGCUGGCGUCAAUCAUAAUUACGAUCAAAAGCAACGAACCUUGAAACAGAGAAACACACAAAACGGAUCGAAAUCCACAAAUCACAAACCAUGACCUUUUGAACCCGUGAAGUAGAGUUUUGUUUCCUAAGAGGUCUGUUAAGAUGAUUGACAGCAGCGAAAAACGCAAUCGUCGGUUGGCUUCAGAACUUCGGAAUUCGCAUGUUUGUGAAAAGUGCGAUCCUAAUUUGCGGUCCAAAGUCUACAAGAAAACGCACUAUUUUUUCCACAAGAAGAAAAAUAUUCAGUUUUAAGAUUUUCCUCAUAGUAUUUUUCUCUAACUUAAAGGAAUCAAAUCCUUUGCAUUUUGAGACCUAAAAAAGUUUAAAGACUUCUCGCUCGCAUGUUGCGUUCACCAGCACGCACUUCAAACAAUGUAAAUAGAUGAAACGAUCGAUAACAUAUUUUUUACCUGAUACCGAUGCGAGUUAAAAAUUCGCUCCAGUUCUGUUUGUCUCACCCAAGACGAACUUUUCUUCAUGGAAGAUAACUAUGCCGCUUUAUAACUCGUCCGAAGUUUUUGCGCCAGCUAAACAAUAUGGAAACAAUCAAUCAAUCAAUCAAUCUUUAUUUAAACACGGUAAAAUCCAUCAGGAAUUUAAAAAAUUAAAAAUAACCUAACUAUCCUAAACAAAAUUCAAAACCUGACUACAACUAAUCUAACUAAAACCUGUUUUUCAUGAAUGCCGUGUAUAACAUUAAAAGUGAACAUUAACUAAUCUUUUAAAUUGACUAAGAGAUUCGGCUUCUCUCACAUGACAGGGUAGGCUGUUCCAGAGAACUGCUCCGCUAUAAGUAAAGCUGUUUUUCAUGAAAUUAGUUCGCGGAAAUGGGACAAAUAGUUUGUUAACAGAGUCCCUCAGGGAGUAACGCGUUUCAUUUCGUUUAACAAACUUAGAUGAUAAAUAUUCAGGAACAAGGCCAUUUAAAGACUUGUAUACCAUUAUGGAUUUCUGUAUUUGAAAUUGAGUGCUCAAGUCUUUCCAAUCGAGUUGUCUAAUCAAACGGUUAGCAUCAGCAUCAUAGCUAGAGAAGGUUAAAACGCGAGCGGCACGGUUCUGAAGCUUCUGUAGCCUGUCAAAUAAUGUUUUACCACAAUUACCCCAGACAAGAUUGCAAUAAUCGAAAUGAGAUUGAAUUAGUGAGUUGUAUAUAUAGUGAAGGGUAGGUGGAGGGACAAAAGGUCUAAUUCUUUUUAUUGCUCCAAUUCCGGAAGCGACCUUUUUAGAUAAUUUAUCAAUGUGUGUUUGCCACCGUAGAUUUUCAUCAAUAAAUAUUCCAAGCGAUUUGACAGAGGAAACGUGUUCUAUCGGAACAUUAUUAAUCGAGAGCUCAAGUGGGUUCGACAAAGUACUCAAUUUUUGUCUGGAGCCAAUUAGCAUGAAUUCAGUUUUAGAAGUGUUCAAAGUAAGUUUAUUGGAAAUAAGCCAUUUGUUUAGGUUAUCUAAAUCGUGACUCAGAGUUAACUGUAUUGAAUUCACAUCAACGCCAGCAUAAGUAAUGUGGGUGUCAUCGGCAUACAUUCUAGGCUGGCACGAAGUAAAAGGCAGUUUGGCAAGUCAUUAAUAUAAAUAAGAAAUAAAAAGGGGGCCAAGGAUUGUUCCUUGCGGUACCCCACAUUUAAGAGAGCAGAUUCUAGAAAGAGAACCGUUAACAAGACAUCGUUGUGUACGAUUAGUUAAAUACGACCUAAACCAAUCAAGAGCUGUACCUUGUAUUCCGUAAAGGUUCAUUUUAGCUAGAAGGAUAUCGUGGUCAACGGUGUCGAAAGCCUUUUUAAAUCGAGGAAAACCACAGCAUUAACAUUGCCACGAUCAAUAUUAAAGGCCCAAUUAUCCGUAGCUUCCAGAAGGGCAGUUGCAGUUGAGUGUAACGAGCGAAAACCCGAUUGAUGAUUAGAAAUGAUAUCUUCAUUGGUCAAAAAGUUAUACAACUGAUCAUAAACAAUCCUUUCAAACACUUUAGCUAUAACGGAAAUGACUGAAAUAGGUCGAUAAUUAUUCAGAUCAGAUGGCUCACCUUCCUUGAACAACGGAGUAACUCUAGCACAUUUCAAUCAUCAGGAAAUAUACCAGAGACUAAAGAUUUAUUAAAGAGAUCACAUAGUGAAACUGAAAUAAGAUCAGCACAUUCACGUACAAUUUUAGCAGAAAUAUUAUCAAGACCAGUUGCUUUAGAUCUACAUAAUUUGUUUAGAUGUGAGAAAACAAUGCUGCAGUUAGUCGAGGAGAAGCUGAAAUUGUUGUUAUUUACCUUUAUAUUAUUGAUAUAACUUGAAUUAUUUUCAGCAGUUAGAGGUAUUUCAUUAGCAAGUCUGGGCCCAAUUGUUGAAAAAUGGUCAUUAAAAGCAUCAGAAAGCUCACUAGAAUUAGAGAUAAUGGUAUCAUUCAAUUUCAGUUCUUUCACCGUUGUAUUAUUCACACGACGGGAUGUAAGCUCAUUAAAGGUUUGCCACGUUUUUCGAGGAUUACCCUUAGAUUGAAUAAAUGCAUUAGAAUAAUAAGAUGCUUUAGAAAUUUUGAUGUCAUUGUUUAUUAUAUUUCGCAACUUUUUGUACCUUUUCCAAUCGUGUGGAUCAUUCGAUGUAAUUGCUUUUCUUUUGGCAGCAUCACGAUCACGCAUGCCUUUCUUUAAUUCUGAAUUGAUCCAGGGUGCUUUAUUUGUUCUAGUACGUCUAGUUCGGAGUGGCGCAUGAAUAUUAACAAUAUCCAAAAACUUCGUUUUCCAGUCAGUCCACAAAACAUUUGGAUCUUCAGAAACAUUACAGGACCAGUCUUGCUGAGCGAUAUCGUUACGAAAACUCUCUCUAUUAAAAUUUUGGAAAUUUCUAUAAGAAAUGGUUGAGUGCCCUUUUGAAGGAAAAGUGAGAGAUAAUUUCCUAUAAACGUAAAUAAGGCUAUGAUCGCUGAUACCAAUAUGAGAGACUCCGGAACAGACUACCCUGUCAGUAUAGUUUGUAUAAAUUAAAUCAAUUAAUGUAGAAGAGGAUUCCGUUAUGCGAGUAGGUUGAGUUAUAAGCUGUUGAAGCCCAAAUAAAUCAGAAAUUUCACAUAAGCGUCGAGUAUUUAAAUCAUAUUGUGCAGAGGCCAGGUUACAGUUUAAAUCACCUAGCAGAUAAUAUUCUAGGCCGAGGGAAUCUAAUUUCUCAAGAAAUGAUUCACUAUUCACACUAUUCACAGUGACUCCUUGGAUAUUAAAAAGACUGAACGUGACGCACUAUUAUGCCUUUGUUUACUUCUCAUCACAUCUUCAAGCGAAGUCUCUCUUUUCAAGCGAUUCAUCUCAAUGCACAAUAAUUGACCCUUAUAUUAGUUAAAACCCUAUGGCUCAUUUAUAUUAAUACCGUUUUUGCCCUCACAUUGACUGUGUUCGUUCGUAUUCAAAACACCUUUACGAAAAUAAAGGUCGUAUAAGUAAUGUAAGUCAUGUUUCGACAUAAAUGGAUUAUACGCUUUUUUAAGUUUCCAUUUUGCGGUGACUUCAGUUAACAUCUUCAUAAAAUGGUAAAAGAAAUAUCAAGAAACAUCACGAGAGCUAAAAAACUUUCAAAGGCAUGUUUCUGAAACUCGCUAAUGCUGACAUCAAUAUAGCGUGCUUGCUGAAUGGGCGAAAACACAGAAUUGUGAUCACAAGAUCAUGUACAAAUUUAAUGAUAAAAGCUUAGCAAGAUACAAAUACAACAAAAGCAAACCCCCUGAAACCUCGACGUUGGCUACACUUGUAUGCUCUACUCAGUCACCAAAACUUGUCAGUAAUAGCUCCUAUUUUCCUCAAGUCGCUCUCUGUGAAGCUCCCGGAUGGGAUGCUCCGGUCAGUGUGUCCGGUGAAGCUUUAAACUUGUGCAUUGUGCGCGAAAUUCUCAGAGUCCCUAUUUUUGUCCGUGUCUUCUUUAUCCUCAGUAUCCGAAAUUUAAACCUCCAAAGUGGCGUGUGUUGCAUUAAAUAGAAGGAAAUAUUUAAAGGAAAAGCCAGUCUUCUAACAUGGCAAAAUUGUCACGUCCCUCGCUCAUAGACGUGCGUAGUGCCAUUCAUCGGCAACUGAGUUGUUCGCUUCACUGACUACGAAGGCUUACAAUCAAGUCUUCAGCCAUAGUGUCGUCAACUGGUGAAAUACCUUGCUCAUAAAUUGUGCUUCUUAAUUGCUCAUGUACUACAUCGAUCGAUAAUUCUCUCUUUGAGUUCACGAAGCGGCCACGGCGUUCCAAACCUGACGCUCACAGUCAUCUUUUAGUGUGAACCUACCGUGAACAGCGUGUCGGUUUGAAUGCAACGCGAGCAUUUCUCUGAGUUUCCCAGCGCCAACAUCAUCUCACUGCCUUAAACUCGAACAAUAAAAAAAAUUAUAGAGUGACUCUCAUGAUCGAAUCGCUUCGAACAACGCAAAUAGCCUUCUUCAGGUUCGCAACGCUUUGUGGGUUUUUCAGGGGGAGCGCAGACGAGGUACAAAAAGUAUCCGUGCAAGGGUUCGUGCAAGAGAAACUCAUAUGAAACCAUUUGAGAGAACAUCGUUUCUCGGUACCAGACCCUCGUGUCUUCCCUCCCCCGGGAGACCACUUUUUGACACCGACGACCGAAAGCCCAUUUUAUGACUGGGCGCACAGGCAGCCCAGUAAAUACAGAUUUAUUAGUUAUUAACCACAAGGUUUUGUAAUAAAAAAAGCUCACAUAUUUACUGAUUAGUCCAGCAUUUCGUGUUUAGUCUGCCUUUGUCAAGUUCUUUCAUUUAGCAUUUGUACUCUCUAAUUUUGCAAGUGAAAGUGUGCACAUAUCAUCCGCGCCACAAUGGUAAAUUUUUAACCUUCUGUGCCACCUUGAUGAUCUGCAGUCUCAAGCACUGGUUUGUGACCUUGAAGUUUAAAACACUCAAUCAUUUCUUUGUUCUGUUUAACUGUUUCCUUUGUUUUCAAGGUUCCCCAAAGGAUUAUUUCCAACGACACAAUGGCAUUGAAGUUAUUGACUUAGAAGGAAAUGGCACAAUGCUUAGUGUUCCAGUGGAAUCAGAUCAGAUGAUAAAUUCAUUGGCAUCACACAAGAAUGAGGUAAGGUCAUGCAUUUUUUUCUUUUCCAUGACAAUGCUACUGCUGUCCAAAUAAGCAGACAGAUACUUCAAGAGAGAUUAUGGACAGAGAGGGAAUCUUAGGGCGUUGGCCAAGCGUUGGCUUAAGCUUAGAGAUUGUAAUUAAACAGAAGCCUAAUUCCCGACACGUCCGCACAUUUUAAUCAAUCGCUUGAAACGUCAUCAAGUCCACACGCGACUGCCUCAAAGCAAACAACGCCGAAUAUUGUAGAGGCAACUGCUGAAUUCUCUCUUGACAACACCGAAUAAAAGUUUGCGGACCUCUCGGGAAACCAGUUUCCUAUUAAUUUCAAGCGGUUUUGGCCUAAAAAUAUCUUAAGUGAAAUGACAUAUAGCAAUGGCCGCUAGACUGGGCGUUUCCCUCUCUGUCCAUUUUCUUCUCUUGGUUACAUUACGUUGAUUCCUCGGCCGCCUGGUUAGCUCAGUUGGGAGAGCGCCGGUCUUGCCGAGCUGGAGGUCGCGGGUUCGAACCCCGGCCGGACCAACGCUCAGGGUCUUUGAAAAACUGAUAAGAAAGUGCUGCUUUGUAAUGACAUCUGCAAAUGGUUAGACUUUCUAGUCUUCUCGGAUAAGGACGAAAAACCGUAGGCCCUGUCUCACAACACGCUUUUACUGAUCUGUUCUUGCGGGACGUAAAAGAACCCACUCCACUGUUCGAGAAGAGUAAGGGGACGUAGACCCCGGUGGUGUGGCCAACCUUUACGGUUUGUGGGAUUGGGUAGGAAUGGCACCUCGCAUGGGACCUGAGUCCUGUUCUUGCUCAUUCCCUCUGUGUAGGCCUGUGUCCAGAAAACCUGGUAAAAAAAUUCCAGAAGGAAACAUCCAUAUAUGAAAAUAAAAAAUAAUAUUGCAAUUUUUUAAUUAUUUGGACGGCCUGGAAAAAAGAGAGAACCGUAAAGGAGUCGUCCGUUUACGUUUUUAUUCGCUAAGGAGUUGAGUGUAGAGUAUAAAUGUAAGCAAUUCAGCGUGCCUCCUUUUUGAAUGCUUGCAACUAUCAUUGAAGAACAAGCAAUUCUUUUUUUUUCUACAUAUCAAGUAAAUGAACUUUAAAAGACUUUUUAGCGAAAAGCUUAUAUUUCUCCACGUUUCUCUGUUCUUUUUUUCUGUGUUACUGUCGAUCUUCUUCUCUCUUCUUAUCCUUCUAACUUUUUAACUUUCAGUACCUAGUUCCUAAUGCGGAUGCCUCCAUACUGGAUGACCUUUAUAAUGUUAGUACCUUUCCUUCUUUAGCUUAAAACAGCACUGCAUGGCCACUGACACCCCAUACAGUUAUCAUGCAUGACCUUUUUACAUCACUUCAAUCCUACCUCCUGUAUGCGGACAGCCCAGGGACCGGGAGUAGGUACCCGCAUUUAGGAAGUGGCCCUUUGGGAGGCUGGGUCAACAUCGUAAACGCCGAGCACUACAAAGAGUCGGGGAAAAAAAAUAAACUUAUUUCUACUUAAUGCAUACCCGAGCCGUAGCUUGCAAGAGACAAGACAGAGUACUUAACUAGCCUAAAAGCCAAUUUAAAAAGUGAGGUUGUUAAAACAUUCCCAAUUGAAAGAGCACUUUCAACAAAGGCUGAAAAUAGCGCUUCAGUGCUUAUAGAUUCAAAAUUUUCUGGGGUGGGCCUGCCCCAGUUUCUCUCCUAUCAGCCCGCGACUUCGGCGAUCACAGAUCUUCCCUCGUCCAUACUAAAAGUCGGGCUAGAGCCCUGUAUAUAUCGUCAGGACUGUUACCGUACUCAUUAAACUGUGGAACUCCUUUUCCAUACCAACUUAUGUUUUACAUCAUAUAUAGAAUAUAUAAGGACCUUAUUUGUAGUGAAUUGGGAAACUGUCUGUUCGACAAAUAAUUUUAGAUUCUGCAGACCUUGAGGGUUGUCUGCUUACGAGAGGUGUCCCAUAGCUGAGACCUAGACCUUUCGAGAUUGUCGCGUGCACAUUUUUUCCGAUAACCUUUCUCGAAAUAGCUGUAUACACGGCAAAUUGUGACCUCUCUAGAUGGAUACCUUCGCAAAAAGGAGAAUCCAUCUCUCAUGAAAACAAAACCACAGAACACUAAAGAAAGGUGACUUUCUAUAAGGGUGUCUGCCCUGCUUUGUAGGAUUUCAUCUAGUCUCUAGUCUUGUUAUGCAUGUACUUCACACUGGAUUCUGGGAGACCCAGUUCUUUGAGACUUAAAUCUUGUCAUCUGUAGGGAUAGGCUACGAACCUCUGUAUCUUUCCUCAAGGUUAUUGACGUAGUACGUGCGCGCACGGGGUGCGAGACGCGACAAUCGAGAGUAAGGGUCUCCAUUGCACACGUGCCCAGUAGCUUUUUUCGUGCAUUUUGCUUGACGUACCGCGUACAAAGACACUACUUAUAAUGUACUGUAGCGAGACUUGUUCAGCUCCUCAGUUGGUUCAUUUCAACCAAUCUUUACAGUCAUGGGAAGCACCUUGGCUUCGUACAAAUCGUCGGGAUGUCAGAGGCGCUGGCAGAGAAAGGAUCCCAGCUUUCAACAUUCCCACUAACAGCCAGCACAAACAGGAUGCUGCAUCACUGAUCCAAUUGAGACUCAAUCAGAGCAGCUUGGAGAAGGGGACGCUGAGAGAUCAGCAGUGUGAAACUCCUAACUAUUCGGUGGUUUCAAGCAAAAGUGCUCCUAAAGGUAGGCCACAGACCGGCGGGGAGGAGGGGGGGGGGGGGGACUUUGCAAACUUUUCUACGGGGCGGGGGCUCCGCCCCGAGCUCCAACCCCUCACCGUUUCAUAUACCAUGCACUUUUGACGGACAAGGUACCAUCUUCGUGUACCUUCCAUUGAAAUGUAGCACCCCUUUACCAUACCCACUUAGGAAUAAAUCGCUAGAACAGGAAGGACCCUUGUCAUUUUCGUAUUUUCGUGUAACGUUUAAUAAACUAAAUGGGCAAAAUGGAGGUCUUUUCGAAACAUUAUUAAGGCCCUUUUAAUGCUUAAAUGAUAGAUUUUCCAACGCUUUCACAUAAUUCAACUUGUGAAUUCCCUACUCUUUGAUGUACCCCUUUCGGGCGGAGCCUCCCUGUAUAGACUAUUGUAGCGAAUAACCCUCGGGGCUACGAGGAAUUGAUGGUGAAUUGUGACGAUUUCGAUCUGAAUUGAAAGUAUGAAUUGCUUGUGUGAAUUGAAUGGUAUGACUGAAUACGCCACUUGCACAUCUCCCAUAAUGCACCUUAUUUGUCCCCCGCCCCCCUAAUUUUGCAUAAGUAUUGUUUUCAAUUUCUCUUCGGACGGCUGUAAUACCCAGGAGAAAUGAAAGACAAAGGAUAUGUAAAAUUUCGCGGGGCAAAUUAUGUGCUUUAUGGGAGCAAGUGGUGUACAGACCAUUUUCGAUAUAUUAAAAUUCAUACUUGACUCCGAGGCUUGGGGAAAUAGGACAAAAGAAAUAUUAUUCAUCGCUGAGCCUCAAGAUGAUUUCUUUUGUUUUAUUCCCUCAAGCCUCACAGCCAAGUAUGAAUUUUAAUAUAUCGAAAUUGGUCUAUUGAACGUUUCAGUUUAAUGUCUGAAUUGCAUGUUUGAAUCGACGAAAUGUUUGCGUUGUGAAAUUGAAUGCUAAGCUAAUAUCGAAUAUUCCCAUUGAUAAACUGGUUGUUCAGAUUGCCAAGUUGAAUAUUUUGUCCGCACUCAAUUGCCGAAUUGACUGUUUAAAUACAUUUUGGGUGCGUGGUACCUAAAUGCUUAAUGCAUUUACAUCACCUCAUUAUUGUUAUCGCUAUUUUGUUUGUAGGGCCUCAUAAAUGCAGUAACCUCUGCAAUACAAACCAAACCGUUGCAGCCGAAGAAAGUGUUAAACAUAACCCAAGAGCGAUUCCCCUCCUACUGAAGUGGAAAAGGUUAGACUUUUCGUUGAAUGAAAACGCAAUGUUACAUUAACAAAUGCAAAGAAAUAACGGGAAAAAUUAAAACGAAAUAAAGGUUUCCUUUCAUAUGAAAUCAUAUCCCUUGCAAUGUGUGUCAGUGCAAAUGUUGUACCUAUGACUUUUUUACGGGUGGUUAGCUAUCGUUUCUCGACGCUUUUUCUCCGAACAUGGCUACACAUGAAGUAUAGUAACAGGUUAUUUUAUAAAUAAACCGGCCCCAGUUGAUCAAAAGGUGGAUAGCGCUAUCCAUUGGAUUAAUCUCUAUCCAGUGGAUAAAGUUAUUGGUUUCUCUAAUAAGUAUCCACUGGAUGGCGAUUUUUCCGGUGGAUAGUGCUAUCCAACCUUUGAACGACCGGGGCCUGUUGAAAGAUUCCCUCUCGUUUGUGGGCUAGUCCCAGUGCAUUACCUAGGAAAAGAACGUGGUCUACUGGUCGCCGUCAAAGAAUGGUGAUAGAGGUACAGAUGAAAACAAAUUGUUGGAACUCCCCUGGAACUGACCUCUAAUUGCUAUUCCUUAGUUUUGGUCCGUUAUGUAUGUUUUCUGUAGGGAAAUUGCGCAGCGUCACCCUGGUAACAAGAAGACUGUUUAUUAUCGUACACCUUGUAACAAAAGACUGGUAAGUAGACGUCUCUUGUGUCAGCUGAAUGUUUGUUUUUUAACACCCCACUCCAGAAACUAUAAGAGGAAUGGGUACAAGCUUUCGGCGCAAGGAUUUAUGGGAUCGUUUGGGUGGACAAGCGUUACUUAUGAUUGGUUUAUUGUUACUGUGAAUACCAUCGACCAAUCAUAACUAACGCUUGUUUACCUAAACGAUCCUAGAAGUCACUGCACCUAAAGAUUGUAUCCAUUCUUCCUAAAGUUUCUGAAGCGGGGUAUAUCCGAUUGUUUUCCUACGUCAGAAAACUAUGGUGAUCGUUCGUUCCGUUAAGUGAGUUUGGCGUGGCUACAUGAUUAUGUCCAUGAAAUAGGCCACUUCCGAGUUGCAAAAACCCUCACUUUCAAAAUGAGGCUAGGUGCAUGUGAAAAUGAGUUUUAUUUGCAUGAGAAUGAAAAAUGAUUUCCGUAUCAAAGGCUGAGCACCUACCCUAGUUUUGAAACAGAGGGCCGGGGGAACUCGGAAAUGGCCCUUUUUUAGUUGAGGAAAGUUGUUCUUCAGAGUGCAGUUUCGUUGUAAUGAGAAAACUCUUGUACCAAGCUAGAGUGAUCUGUUUCUUGUAGGAAGCCAUUUGGUGUUCUUCAAAAAAGAUUUAUUUAAUUUCACACUGGUGUGUCUUCAAACAAAACAUUUUUUUGCCUUAACAUUGUUUCUCCUUUCUUUCUGCAGAGAUCCUUGCCAGAACUUGCUUGUUACUGUGAGUACAAAAGAUAUUGUUAGUUUGAAUUAUGCUUCUGAAAAAGAAUAAUCACUAUUCACUUGAGAACCUAUUCCUCUCAGGGUCGCAAAUACGCCAAAUUUGGCGUAUUUUACGCCAACAUUGUUCAAAUGACUCCACUGAUGUUACGGAGGGAGUCACUUCGACUCCAAAAAUUUUAGGUAACAAACAGGGAGCCACUUCGACUCCAGAAAUGUUCGGUAACAAACACAGUUUUGUCCUGACCUUUUUCGCAACGAAUACAAUUUACGUUAAUUGUAAACGUUGUAAACCUUAAUUAAAUCAUCGAAAUUAAAGAAUUAUACCGCACUAUAAAACAGGAAGAGGGUAAAUUACGAUCAAAGUUUACUCGAUGACGACCAUCAUGGAUUUGAGCUUUCCAGGUCAGCGGACCGCCACAGCUACUUCGUGUACUAUCCCUCACGAUAGUGUAUACAUGCCGGGACCACGUGCUGGAAAGUCUGAUACUUGACUCCAAAUAUUCCAAAAUGACUCCAAAAUUUGUGAAGCAGAAGUCACACUGACUCCACUCAUCAAUAAAAUUUGCAAACCCUGCGGCUCUUUUCUCAAAGCCGAAAAGCUCGCACGGCCGGAGCGUAACCUGCCUUCUGUAACGUAACACAUCCAGGAGUAUUUCUACAGGUUGAUUGGUUCGUCUUCACUCAAGUUUGUCUUCACUUCUUCUCCUUUAGUGACAAUCACAAAUACCGCCAAUGUGUCUAUAGAUCAGUUUUCAUUUGACCCGGAUGUUUCCUGCCAAGAUACUGUUUUCAGAGAUGUGGUGAGAAUAAUUUAUUGAAAAAUGUUUUAAGUAAUGCGUGCUUUAUGGUUGGUCAGAGCGAUUUCGUUACAUUCACGCUGUACUUCACUCGAGUGCCUUUUAGGGUUAUUAUGCACGUGGGCCACGCCACUCAACCCGGGGCGCAUGAUGUUAAUUGGUCUUGUUUCAAAAGAAAUGAAAAAGCAAAUUUCUUUGAGACAUAGAAGCACUUAGAACUUAAAACUUAAGUUCCAGCACUUCUUUUAUGUUCUUGGAGGAUCGUUGAACCAAAUAUUAUUUAUUUUGGAUACAGCAGGGUAGCAACGUGGUCGCUUUGGUUAGCAAGUAUUUGCAAACACUGUCGAUUCCCUCAGAAACACGCGAAAGACUUAAAACAUUCCGUGGAAUAAUUUGUUUCUGAAACUAUCGUCUACCACUAUUAAUGUGGGCUUAUCGCCAUUGUGCCUGGCUUGAUCUUGUGGUGGUUUGCACACCCAACGGGUAUUUGGUGAGACAGGUUUCGAGUCUGACUCCGAACGCAUUGUUUCGUUUGUAUGCAAGAUGGGCGGGGAAAGUAAUGUAUAGUUGCUUCUUAAGUCAUUAAGGCUUUCUUUGCUUCACAACAUUUGUAAUUGUAUAGUUUCUGUUUCUGCGUGAGACGAUUUCUUUUCUGUUGCCAGGAACCUAUUUGUCCUGAUAUCUCACGGGGUGCAGAAAGAGUGGAAAUCUCGGUAUGUACUUAAAAACACUGUUUUUCGCUAACACAAUUUACUAUUUCAAAACCAGUAAAUGAUUUUAAAAGUUCUUGUUCUCUCGUCAAUACAUUAUUGUUCACUUGGCAGUGCUGUUCAGUACUGUAUCAAGUGCUGCCGGAGUUGAAUAUUGCCUUCAAUUUCACCCCCCCCCCCGCCGCCGCCGCCUUAUUGUUACACCAAACUGAGGCAGUUGGAGACAGUCCCCACCCCCCACCUUCCCAACUCAGGGUCUGGAUGACCGGGCCCCUCCCUUAUCUGAAGGUUUGGAUACGCCACUGUGAUGGGAAAGCUAUUAGCAAUCCGUUUCAUUUGCUUUGCUUGUUCGCAAAAGUAACCAAAAUCCACACCGUCUUGUUUGCCACUGUUUGGCAUAGCAAUUGCAUUGCGCCGUUAACUAAACCAAAAUGAGGUACUUAUUCAGCCGUUUUGAUUGACACAUUUCAGGUUGUCAACGAAGUGGACACGUGUUUUCCGCCUCCGAUCGAUUACGUAUCCAGAAGGAUUCUACAUGAAGGAGUAAAUAUGGUUCUCGACCCAGCAUUCCUGGCAUGCUGUGACUGCACGGAUAACUGUCAGGUGAAUUGGUGUCAUCAUCUCUAGUCUAACAUCUUCUGAAGGUCCUCAAAUGUAGAGUAAACUAGAUGAAAUUGCCAGCCUUUCAUACCUGAACACCAAUGAUUAAGCUAACUGGUGAGAUUUUGCUCGAGUGAAGUUAUUGCAAAGAAAGUGGACUAAAACGAAGGAGAAAUUCCACGAGUGCUUGUUCUUCUACGCAGUCCAGAAAAUACUUUAACCAAUCAGAAUCAAGAAUUCAACAGCUUCCAGACUGACUGGUUUGGUAAGAGUAUUGAGAUUACCAGUAUUAAUAUUGCUAUUAAUAUUGCUGUUUUUAUUGCUAUUAAUAUUUGUUCAAGGACAAGUCCAAGUGCUCAUGCGCCCAGUUAACCAUACAAGCCUCAGCUGCUGUAGGAGGCAAAGAGGAUCCCACAAUUGGUUAUGAGUUUCGCAAGCUCAAGGAAGGCGUUCAAACAGGGUGAGAUUGCCAACUGCUGCAAAACUUUGUUCUAGUGAAUAUAUUUUGUCAGAGAAAUCACUGGCUUCUGUUACUUUUGACACUCUGCCCGUGUUUCUGUAAAACGGUUCACAGUGAUCUAACGAGUGGCAUUGCGAAAGCUACGUAGAGUACUUCAGUACUCUAUAGUAUCAUUACAUGACCUACAUUAGGAAAACAAAACGUACACUCUAAAGAGGUCUAUGCUGUAGCAGGAAACGCACUUUUCUAGCCAUGAAUUACCGACAUUAUUCACUUACCAAUGGCUUGACUCAAAACAAUAGAAUGUUAAUGUGAUGUAUUUAAUCUAGUAACAUUCUAUGUAACAGUCAUACUUUGCUGUCUGUUUCUAACCUGUUUGAUCUUCUUUAGAAUCUACGAAUGUAAUCAAAACUGCGCAUGUGGCACCCAAUGUUUCAACCGAGUUGUGCAGAAUGGCAUCCAGCUAAGGUUACAAGUGUUCAAGACGGAGAACAGGUAGGGAUUUCUCAAUCAUGCAAUUUUUGGGUUCAGGGUGCUCUGACAAGAGAACGUUGUUCAAUGCUGUCAGACCAGCCGCAUGUAACGCAUUCCUGUUCGAGAAGUUGCGGUGCAAAUUACGUUCAUCAGUUUGUGAUUCAAUAAUAAUGCUCUUCUCUACAAAAUACCACGAGCGACUGGCAGCAUAGGAAACUUGCAACGGUCUCUUAGUGUCACUGGUAACGUCGCUUUGUAAAUUGCGGGGAAACUGCAUCAAGUAGUAGGGCUUUCACUGAGUUCACGUGACAGCACAGCAUAUGAAUGUGAAUGAAAAAAUUACUAACAUGAUUUGUCAGUAGUGUGUCUGGAUUUUCGUUUGACAGAGUGAUAGAUAGGGAGUAGUCCAGAUACACUAAAGGUCUUGGUCGUUGCUGUGGAGCAAUUUCCGAGUUCCAAAAACGUUCACUUUCAAUACGAAGCUAAGUGCAAGACCUUUCUUGGAAAAGGAGUUUGAUUUGUAUGAGAAUAAAAAAUUAUUUUCAUGUUUGGGGUAUUUUACAGAUCUGCCAACUAGACCAGGCGGGUACAUCUGCUUGAACACUAGUGCUGGGCAGAUGGGUGGAUUGACUUCUCUUCGUUGUAUGUUUCAGGGGGUGGGGGCUUAGAUGCCUGGAUGACAUUCCUAUGGGUACAUUUGUCUGUACAUACGCUGGACAGAUUCUUAAUGAAGACAUGGCUAACAAGGUUAGAUUUUAUGUCAUUAUCUUGUGAGCAAAGAGUUUGUUAAAGAGUUUGUUAUCCCCAUAAAAUGUUUGUUUGGUGCUGCGUUGAAUCAUUAGAAGGUACUUUAAUUUACAACGAUCUUGUUUUAAAACACAAUUGUCUUAAAAUCAUCGAUACUUGAUUUUAGACAUUUGAUUAAUACAUCUUUUUUUAUGCAUUCUUGUGUUCAUUCUUUUUUUUUUUUGCCCGACCGACCGACCCACCUUCACGAGAGGGAGGGCGAUGGGAAACGAAACAUUUUAUGGAGAUGGCCUCAGAGGAAACAAAGCACGGCAAAAGUUGAUUUUACUUGAUUAAUCCUUUUACUCUUUGAAUUUAUUAUGGCGUGAUUAUUAGUCACUCUUUCUUUGAAUCUGUGGAAGAAACCCUAUGGUGUUACCAUUCAAAUAAAAUCUCUUUGGCAGAACUUUUACAUGGUGUUUUUAACUUUUUGGGAUUUUACUAAAAGAAAUUUGGAAUUGUUAUGAUUUUUUAUACAUUGGCCACUAUAAGGAGUGAAUGGGUAAACUUUAGAUGGAAGCUUCCCUUUUUCAUCCACCAGAACCUGUAUUUUAAGUUAAUAGAUAGUUCUUGCUCACUUUUCUGCGCCACUGACGUGGCGAAGCAAAACAAAACAAUAUCUGGUUCAAGUAGGCCGCGCUACUCUUGUCCAGCAGACGGGCAACAAGUGGGCUAGACAAGGGUAAAACGUCCUCUGGGGGGAAGACUGAACCAAAAACUUUGUGCUUUGACAAAAGUACGCAUGCGUGCAUUGCGGCAGAUAAAGUGCACGGGAAACAGAACUGCCACUGAAACUUAAUCUAAUGUUUACUUUCUCACAGGAGGGAAGGGACUUCGGAGAUGAGUACUUGGCAGAAUUAGAUCAUAUCGGUGAGUGAAAGCCGCAGAGGUAGAGAUAAAGGCGGACGCGAGGCCAUGAGGCCCGGGGUUUAACAUGAUUUAAUUGGUAUUGAAGCACCUAAUUGUAUUGCUACUCACCCGCACGACCCAUCUCGGAGUUUCUCCCCCCCCCAGCAGUCUAUCGCCCAUACCUAUAUAAAGACGUGGGGAGUUAAGUAUCAUGUUAAAAGAAACAACGGCAAGACUUAAACCCGAACCGCCAUUUCCAAAGUUCGAGGCGUUAAGACGGCCAGCGCGUCUUCUGAAAAAGGUGCGAGGGCGUUCUUUAGAAGUUGCGCAAAAUAGUUUCCAGCAUUUUCUACUCUUAUUCUUCUUUCUUUUUGGGGUUUUUUUAGUUUAUUGGUGCGAAACUUAUGUCCAGUCUUCUUAAAGUCAUGCUCAUUUUCUUGACGUAAAAGCUAUUACAGAAGCAGUGCAUCUUACAAACAGAUCAUUUGCUGAAUGUUUCAUCUUUUAUACUGUCAUUGCAGAGGUGGUAGAGAAAGCUAAGGAGGGAUAUGAGUCUAACGUGUCGGACCUAGAGGAAGAUGACAGUGUGAUUUACCAGACUCUGGGCGGCGAGAGUUCUUCUACCAUAAGCGGAAGUGACAAAAGCGGCGAAAGGUAAUAUGCACAGUGACCUCUCUGCGUUGUGGUAAACACAGCCACAACCACAACCAGAAAACGACGUAUGCGCGAGCAGUGUUGUCGCAAUAUACAACAGAAUGCGAGCAAAACGUCCAAGAAACCAGUUCAAUUUCUGGAGUUGACUUAAUUGGCUUUAUAAAGUGUUCCGUUUAUCGUUUGUCUCAUGAUUGUCGCUUAGAUAGCCUUCGGAAAUUCACAUUUCUUUAGAAAUUUAUAUUGAUAUUGAUAUUGCGAUCAAUAUCUAAGGGACAGUCGUAAGACAAACGAUGAACAAAACCCUUUAUACGCGUUAUCCUUCGCCGAUGAAGAGUAUCUUUCUUGACAUUAAUUUGCAUUCUUGGAACGUUUCUUAAUAAAAACUAGCUCAGAGCCUUGUCACGGCUAGGGAAAAGCCAGCCAGGAGACACAAUGUUUUUCAAGGUCGGGGAAAAUCGUGGUCCUUGGCAGGGGUAGAGAAUAGUGAGUGAAGUUCCGCAGGGUUUGUUGAAAAUUGUAUAACACAAUUUCAUUCGUAAAAGUUACUCUGAUUGAUCUGUUUUGUCAUUACGAAUCCUAUAAGAAAUUUGGAAUCCUUGACCAACGUAAAGAGAUGGGAAAUGAAGGGAAGGAUAUUCAUGAACUGCAAAAGGCAGGGGCGGAUCCAGAAAAUUCAGAAAGGGGUGGCUGCGACACUUAAAAAAUCACGGAAAAAAGGAGUGGCCGCGGUGCCCUCGGCCAACCCCUAAAGCCGCCCAUGAAAGAUGCUUAAAAAUCUGUGAAAACAAGAGGUAGUGAAUGUAGUACGGUAAUGUCAAAUAUCAUUUCUAACAACUCGUUCACUCCUGUCUUCGAUUGCAUUUUAAACAGUUCUUCAGAAAAUGACUCGUCUGAAGCUGACUCUCUGCUCAGUGAUGAGAGUUUCAGCUCUGGAAGGAAUUCAAGACAAGGAGAUAGCGAAAAUAACACCCACAGAUCCAGGAGAAAGAAACGGAAGGUUUGUUGGGUUUUUUGAAUAAUCCUCAUCGACUGCUGCCUUUUCUCGAUUGCAACCUCGUCCCUAGGGUUUUCUCGGUUUUUAUUGGUAAACGAGAAGACUGGGGACGAGGUUGAUUCGAUUGAUUGUUAAAAUUAAGUCAGUAAACUUUGCAUUGGUAUUCCAAGUGUUCUUUUAUUGUGAUGUCGAUGUCGGGAAAACUCAAUCAUUCAAAACUGCAUUCUGUACCCUACCAAAUGUGUGCCUAAUAAAAUUUCCUGGUUUAUUUGAUGGGUUGAAAGGGGCAAGGUAUGAUGUGUGAAAACCCGGGGUCGAACUAUAGGAAAGUGUUACGGUUGUAACAUUUGAGAUGGUAACUGACUAUAGUAAACCGGAUAAACGAGGCCAAUGUGUUACUAAAAGGUUGUGGAAGGUAUCUGUUGAUACCAAUCCGCAACCCGCAGAUGUUUUGACGUCGGCACGAUCACUUAGUUAUUCGUUGUGUGAUAACCUUACACUAGAGAGCUUUAGAUUCUAAGACGAGUACGACUACGAGUACGAGAUUCCUCAAUACUAAGUAGUGCUCAAGCGUGAACCAACGUCAUUUUGACGGGAAAAGUGGUAGCCGUCGUCACUCUACUACGAGUUUUGGCGAGAAUGUCGAAGUAGCGGAAACAAGUUAUCAAGUGUUCACUAAAGGUAACUGCUAACUUUUCUAGUGAAAAAUGGUAAGAUGAAGCUUUCUGGGGAGUUUACAUUUUGAGAAUACGUGAAAAAACUUUAAGUAAAAUCUCGUACUCGUAUUCGUUCUCGUCCUUGAAUCUGAAGCUCUCUACUGUGUAGGGUGGUUACAACUUGCUUGUUAGGGGAUAAAAAUCCCCAAGGGUCAUCAAAUGAUACGCGCUACUGAGCAGUAGUAGAUCAAGGAUAACGGAUAAAAGUAUAAAUCGGAACGUUUUCUGUUUUCAAGUUAAAGUGGGUUUAUUACUUCUGUUAAUUAAGUUUAAAGGCAUAGCAUCCAAAGUUUAAUGAGAGGGUGAGAAAGCACUAAACUUGUGUUUACGUUUUGAUUUUGCUCCUUAGAGAUCAUCAGGGAAGAGUGAGAAGAAAAGACGGUAACUAAGCUGUUUCUUGUAUUACUUAAGAAAUGUUUCAGGUGUUUAGAUAUUAAGGGCCUGUUUACAUGGAGGUUGGGGACCCCAGAUAGGUGAGGUAACAUGUGGCGGGUCGCCCCACCUAUCACGUAAACCAUGGUGAUCAAAUUAAGACGAGAGAUUAUAUAGACAGGCGGGUUACCUCACGUACCUGGGGUCCCCCAGCUCCAUGUAAAAAGGCCCUAAGGCUUGAGGAACAUAGCUAGUGCUGACAGAGGCCGCGAGACAUGUAGCCCCUUUUCGUAAAGUACACAGAACUUACGAAAUCGGGAGUUAAAAUCCUUGCAAAGGCACUAACUGGAGGUUUGCUCUGACAAAGUACAGAGAUUUGUAUGAAAUUAUCCACCCGAGCUUUGACCUCGUUUCAGUUGUAUACUCACUGGAGGAAAACUGGGAAAAGGUCUAUUGUGGUGCAUUUUGUCUUGCUCAUGGAGAGGCCUGUCUGUAGCUUCACCUUAGAGCUGUAUUUGUCAGCCUUUCAAAGCCUACAGAAAUUGAAUUCAUAAUACAGACACCGAGGACAUCAUUUGUUUUCCGUUUCGACGGAAAAGGUAUCGGCUUCAGGAAGCAGCUCCUCUGCUUCUCGACCCAGGCACCUGACAUUCUCAUCAUUGUUGCUCUUACAGUGGUGUACAAGGCGAGGAAAGUCUGAUGGUUGAACGCGAAUCCAAAGCUCACUGUCUGUCGAACCUCGCGGAUGAAAAAUGGUAAGUCUUAGCGCCUUGAGGCUUUUUAACCUUAGUAACACUUGAACAUUUAAACUGCAAAGGACCGCAAACGAACAUGCCGCAAAACGCAGGAUCUAUAGAAGAUCUGAUCAGCAAAAAAUAUACCAAGUAGACACAAUGAAUUCUAGGUAGUGUGAUCAGCCUUGCAGAAUUCAGUGUGGCUUCUUUGGUCGUUACAUAAUAUACCAUAGAACACUCGCGAUUAUAUUGUUACAGGGGUCGUACGGGUCAUGGAAAACCUGGAAAGUUAUGAAUUUUAAGAAUUUCAUUUUGCAGGCCUGGAAAGUCAUGGAAUUUAAAUUGUUGGCCAUGGAAAAUUGUGGAAAAUCAUGCUAUGUUUGGUAAAUAGGUUACUUCAGAUGUCAAAGCUGGAUAGAGAUAGAGACAAGUAACUAUAAACGGACACCGGAGUUUGUGUCUAUUGAACUGACUUAAGUCAAGAACUACCCUAAAAUAAGGAAAGUUUUGAAAAUAUUCGAAAGCGAAAGGUAACCCGAAGGUCCUUAAAACUUUGAAAAGUUCAUGGAAAAAGUCAUGGAAAGUCAAUAUAUGUCAUUUGAAAAGUUAAAAAGAGUAGGAACCCUGUGAAACUGGCCAAUUGAUUCAGCUGUUUUUCUUUCUAGGUGUUACAUAGCUUUAAAACGUAACCGCGAUAACCAAAAAGAAGCCGCUGCCUUUUUGAAAAAGAUGAUGAAGGGAGAAGUGACUGCUAAAAGUGCUGUUGACAAUGUCAAGAAUAAUGAAGAGAAACCGGAGGAACAAAGUAUUAAAGAUAUAGGAAAACUCAAACAAGAUACAGGUAAAACGUAUGACCCGUAAUUUUGCGCUGAUUUCUUUUCUCCGAAAAUUAACAAUUGAUGAGAAAAAGCGGAUUUAACUGGGAACUUAGAGUCGUUGCCCUUAAUGCCAAUGUCCGUGUACUCUUUACGUUUCAACCUUUCCACUGAAAAUCAAUAAUGAAGGUACGUGUAUCAAACUUCUCGGCAGUCUGCAGACAAAAUCCUAUUAGUUUUACCGUUCAUUUGCUGAAACUUAGGGCAUUUCGAACACGCAAUGUCAUCGUCUGUCACAAAUGUGAAGAAUUUCGUUUAGCGCCGCUGCCACAGUGGUAUGGACAUCCCCGGGUUUUGGGCAUCCUUAUUGUCAAAACCCCUUGUGAUAUGGCAUCCUCUGUAACCCUAACCCUAACCCUAACCCAAAUCGCUAAGGUAUUAUGAGAAGGGGAUGCCCAUACCACUAGAGGUUUGGGAAUGGGGAUGCCCAUGUCACUGUAACACCGCAAUGGCUGUUGACUGCGCGAAAGCUCUGGGGACGAGGUUGGACUUAGAUCCUAUCUCAAUCCCGCUAACACUUAAUCUGAUUCUUGUAGAGUCGAAUAUUUAAGUAAUUACACCUGUGGAGUCUGUGGACGAAAUCCAUUUUGACACUAUUCAGUUAUCCAUCUUUUUGUGUACUCUCUAAUGAUACUAUUGUUUCCGAUGAUAAUACACCCACCCACCUUGGGAGUGGAGUGAAAUUGUUAUGAGACCUUUACCUUUCCCAAUUUUUCUUCUCAGAUGAAGAAGAGAAGAACGUCAGUCAAAGCAGUGAGUUCGAUUUUGAUGAAGUGGACGAGUCAUUCUGUCAGAAAAUGCGAGAUAACACGGCUGAGGACAGAACUGAAGAUGAGCGCUUAAACAUGCCAAGUUUGACAAAACAAGGGGAUGAAACUGAAAAACAGAGCUCUAACAAGGACACUGAAGAUAAUAGCGUGAAUAUCAUUGACUUGACAAGUGAUGUUGAACUUGAAAGCGAAGGCUGUUCAACUAAACAAGACAGUGACUUACAAUCAGGUUCUGAAAAGCAACAGAAUCCGCAGUUGAAACUUGAACCAGAUUCUGAGAAAACACAGAGUCAUACUCAAGCGGAUGAGAAGGUGGACAAAACUGUUCAAAAAGUCGAAGUCUUGAACACGGACACCGCUCCUCCGCUUAUUUCUGCGGAAGAUCUUUCCAAACUCGCGGCGCAAAAUCCAACAGUGGCGGACGAACCGCCGGUUUUAAUAAAAAUGAAUGUGCCUUCUCGGCGCGUGUCAAACUCCCUCGAGGACAUGAUUUCGCGGUUAAAGACGCGCGUUCUUACCACCCAGCCACCUUCUUCAGACUCCAGUCUGAAUGGCGGUGAUGAGCAGUUGCUUGGAGACGUUAUAGACAAGCGCUCUUCUGAUAAAUCUCCUGAAAGUACGGAAAAUCCUUUUGGUGUAACAGUAGAACCCAUUUCGGAUGCGUCGUCCCCAGAGACUGAGAAUUUAGAGUCUUGCCCUGCCUCGCCGGCUAGUUUGCGCUCGGAUGUUUCAAAGACAGAGUCGUUAGACCGGAAGUCAGAGAUUUCAACCGCAAGUUCUCGGCGCAGUGGUGGAAUGUCUUCGAAGCCGCCGGCGAAAAAGUUUAAAAGUGAGUGACAACUUAAACCGUUUUCUUAUUUUUUAACCCUAGCACCAUCAGGAAUAAAAGUCCCAAAACGUGCCAUAUGUAGUGAAAUACGGUUAUUGAAGUGAUUGUCAUUAGAAAACGAAAAUAUGCAAGUUCUUUUAUGGGUGCAUUAGGAUAUGCACGAUCUGUUAUCUAGAGUUAAGUAAGUUACAGUCUCUCUAGCAACUGUUUUUCAUUUCGGCUAGCAACCCCUAUACAUAGAAGUACCCCUAUCAUAUCUUCCUAUCCCCUAUCACCUUCCCUAUCUUCGUCGUUAGGGUUUCUCACUUUGGGAGGCGUAAAGUAGCGACACAGUACUUGCGGAGUCGGGUUGGAUAAAUUUCAAACCUACGUAUUUGAACCAACAAUAAGCCGUUUUCGUAUUCAAUGUAAUGAACUGGAAGUAACCAAGGGAAUGGUAGUACUUUCUUCCUCAGUAAGACCUAACCUGCAAUCAUGCUCUUCCUAUAUCUGAUCUUAGUAUAUCUUUUCUCCUUUUUCUCCUGUUCUAAAAAAACGCAUAAUCGCAGGUUAAGUAAGAGCCUGAGUAUUGACCAGCUUCCCUCCGGAAUCGGACUCAAGACUUCCCCCUCCUCAGUCCAGCUCCCAACCAACUGGACGAAUUCAGUCGCGAUCACGGAUGCAGCCGAGACCGUUUCCAGCAUACAAAUUUAUUGAAAGAAAAGAAUACCUUUACAUAAGAAAAGACUUCUACGACCACAUGACUUGUUUGGAACACCAGCAUGGCCGCCGUGACGUCAUGUGAAAACGCCUUAUUAAUAAAAUGUUUCCUCAACUGAGUCGCCCUUGGUAGCUAGUUUCACGUUAUUCCCUUGAAUACAAAGGUGGCCUCUUGUUAACGUAUGCAUUCCCAAAUGAAAUAAUCCAUAAAUGUUUUAUGUCUCGCAGGUAACAAUCCCAAGAUCCACUAUUCUCGCUCUCAGCCAAAGCCCACCUCCACCAGUCCUUCAAUCAAAGCCUCACCAAACACUCCCUCGCCCUCACACCCCUCUCUGUCACGUCAGUCCUCGUCCAGCAGCAAGAGAAUGAGCACGAGGUCAAUGUUUGGAGAAGAGCACUGCUACGUCAUCGAUGCAAAGGCUUAUGGGAACUGUGGCAGAUAUUUAAAUGUAAGUGCCAGUCUAAUUGUUAUCGUCGAAAAAGCUCAUAUAUAGGUCAUACAUAAAACAAGGACAUUGAAAACAAGUAAUGAUUACCAUUUGUGGCGUAAAAAUAUCGCCGUUUAGUGACAGUUGCAGUUGCAGUCGCAGCAUCCUCGGAGACCAGGGGCAGUCAUUCGGGUCGGGAGAAAAGAAGAACGAUCGAUCAUACUGAAAUUUUGUUCCGACUCACCGAUUGCGAUACGGGCGCCACUCCAUAAAUAGACCCUUGAAAAGACUGAUUUCUACGCUUUAUAGAUACAAUUCCUGGGUACCGACUGUCACCGGACCAUUUCCAAAAAUUCAAGCGGAGCCGGCUCCUGAUUGGGCACAAAAAAUGCUUUGUAUUAUUGUGCUCAAUCGGCGAACACAUCUCAAUGAGUUCUUUUCGUGUGUUCGUAAAUGACGGCUAUUGUCUCGAUCACGGCUUGUCUAGCUUAUGCACCAAAGAAAUGCACGCAGUCAGGAAACUUUCAGUUUGAUAUAAAAUCCCCAUCUGAUCCAACUCGCUUACUUUGUCAAAUGCAAGGGAACUCUUUCGAACCAUAUCAAAGUUCAUGAAGAGAAUGAAUUUGUUAUUGCUUGUUUACUCCUUCGCAAAACGUGAAGUUAGGCAUUUUCACGGGUAGUCGUGCAGUACAAAAAAGCGUGAUGCACGUGCAAAGUUGUUGUUUUGCCUUGUCAAGCUAUUACUUAUUUGAAUUUCUCAUCGCCACCGCAUCUUAAUUGUGAUCCUUCAAAAACAGAAUAUUCUCGGGGCAAAUUCAAUUGCUCUUGCUGAUAGUAACCCAAACGUUUUCUCAACUCAUCGGUAAUUCCUUUGUUUCUGGUUAGGAACUAGAAAAUAAAAGUUUCCCUUGUACGCACAAGCUUGGUGAACGAACCAGGCAAGUGUGGUGAGACAAUAGCCGUCGUGUACGAACUCACGAAAAGAACUCAGGAGCAACUGUUCGCCGGUUGGGCACAAUAAUACAAAGCAUUUUUUGUGCCCAAUCAGGAGCCGGUAUCAGCUUGAAUUUUUGGAAAUAGUUCGGUGAAAGUCGGUACCCAGGGGCUCUUCCGCACUUACUUGAAAACUUUCGCCCCGCCUUUUUUCCCGACCCGACUGACUGCCCCUGGGUCUCCGAGGAUGCAGUCGUAGUCAUCACUUUAGAAACGAGAGAAAAAACUGGGUCGAGUUAACCUUCGCAAAGACUUCUGGGAAAAGAAAAUAGCCAAUAGCUGACCGGCGUGUCUCCAGUAACGAUCCCAGAAACAAUUGCGGUAAUUGCAGUGUUCCAGUCGCCUUCUCGUUUCUAAAGUGGCGAAUUAGUAUUGACCACUCCAGAAAAUACCAUAACAUAACAUAAUGCUCUUUGUUUGUCUCCCCAAAAUUUUACAUAAGCAUUGUCUUCAUUUUCUCUUGGGAGUUAAAAUGGCCCCAAGAGAGACUGAAAACAAUGCUUAUGCAAAAUUUUGGGGUGACAAACAAAGAGCAUUAUGUUAUGUUAUGGUAUUUUCUGGAGUGGUCAAUUAUUUUGUAUAGAGUGUUUUCACUCACGUGGCUAGCAUCUAUGCAAAUGUAUUGGAACAAAAGAAAGCGUUUGCAUAAGAAAAGAGUUCAACUCCCAGAGGAUUGGUUUGGGACACCAACAUGGCCUCCGUUUCAUUGUUUUGGGACACCAAUAUGGCCGCCGUGACGUCAUGUGAAAACACUCUAUACCUUGUACUAUCUGUCUUUUCAUUGGCUAAGAGCAUGCAGUUAAUUUUUUUGGAAGUCAGCGCAACCUACAGAUUAGUUAUUUAUCUGCUAUCAGUGACUAAUCUGCAGGUUGCGCGAGUAAUGCAUGAUUUCCAAGAGCAAUGUCAAAGUGUGCUCCAUGCUAUGCUGUGUUUGUCCAUAUUUUCUUCAAAAGAAUGUAUAGUAAAACAAUUAUUAGAUUCGAAUUUUGUGAUAUUCGGAAUAAUCAAAGUCUCGGUUAGAGUUAUCAGCCUCGUCCUUCGUCUCGGCUUUGUUUAUUGUUUAUUGUUUUGUUUGCCAAAAAUUAAACAAAUCAAAUAAAAUCUAAUUACCUUAACUCUCAUGGCGAGGAAGCCCAAGAGAAGCCACCGGGCUUAUAAGGAAUGGGCUCCCUCAGUUAGAUAAUUAGAACAAAAUAUUAUCAUAAUUACACACGGAAAAUCAAUGGCAGGGCUACAGUAAAUCUUAAAAUAAGUAUAUUAGAUAGUCGUACUAAUCAUAGUUCUAGGCUAAAAAAAGCGAAAUGACAAAAAGAAAAAAAAAAACAAAAAAAAAGAAAAUAAAAGAGCAAAGGAAGAAAAAAAAAUACAUACAUAUAUAUAUAUAUAUAUAUAUAUAUAUAUCAAUUACUAUUUAUGAUAAGAGGAGUGCUUUCAGCUUACAGCAAAAGGAAGCGGUACUUGUUGCAUUUCGAAUUUCAAAACUAAGAGAGUUAAAAAAUUUAGGACCUUGGAAACUGAUGGAGAACUUUCUUAUAUUAGUCCUGCGUUGUGGUAAAUAAAAAUGCUCCGAACUUCUAGUGCCAUAAGAAUGCACCUGGCGUGUCACCAGAAACAUAAGCCAGAUCUGUAUUGAUACAUAAAUUUUCCUAUUUGAAGUUUGUAGAUACUCUCAAGAUUCAGAAUUUUUAAAUUUUUAAAUAAGGGGUCAGUGUGAGCAUCGAAAGCACUCCUCGACGUUAUUCUUACGACCCGUUUUUGAAGUGUGAUUAAUCUUCUGAGAUUUGAUGGGUAGGUCGAUGCCCAGACGCUCACGCAGUAGAAUAACACUUACCUUGAUUAUUCCGGAUAUCACAAAACCUCAUCCAAUAAUUGUUUAGUAUUAUUACUAGUAAUAUUUACGUUUUUCUCAUUAGCCUUCAGGUGAUUUUAAUCAUGUAAUUUUAUGAAACUAAUCGAGUCCGUCCGUGCCUGUCUUCACAGCAUAGCUGCUCGCCAAACCUGUUUGUUCAGAACGUGUUCGUGGAUACUCACGAUCUCCGAUUUCCUUGGGUAGCUUUUUUCACUCAACAGUAAGUUUGUUUUUACUUUACUAUAACUUUACUGGUAAUGUGUGGUUGUGGUGGCCCAAGAGAGCGUUUUACACAUGACGUCAUAUUGACCAUGUUAGAGGAAGACGACGGCAACGCGAACUGUCAAAAGGCAAUUGUUUUAUUGGUCAAAACAACAGCUCUGCACGUGCAUCACGCCUUUUUAGUACAAUUCCCAGACGUCCACUGCAAGGCAACUAUGUGGAAUUUGCCAAUGCAAGUUUUGUCUUUUAAGAAGGAAGUAAACACAUGACGAUGAUUUUUUCUUUUUCUUUUUGAACUUGGAUAGAGUCCAUGAGAAUUCGACUCCGGUGAAAAUCGCCCAUAGUUAAAAAAUUUAGCGACGCUAAAUAAAAGCGAGUUUGAAAGAACGCAAAUUCGUUUUUUAAUGGCGCUUUCACGGCCGUUGUCGACGUGGUUGCUUAAGCUCCCAAACCAGUCCUGUGAGAGUUGAACUUUUUUUGCUUUCAUUGUAAGAAAUUAACAUAUCUGUUGGUCAAGUGACAGAAAAUGCUGUGUAUUGGUAUUUUUUGAGGUGCUGUCUAUUUUUGUUCCUUUAAAGGGUCUACCGAAACUUCAAAUUUACAAAAACGAAAGUUUUUAUUCACAGAAAUCACGCCACAGAACAAAGUAUAUUCUCAUGCAUUAUAGAUUAGAUAGAUAUCCGUAGCUUUUCAUGGUCACCCUAAUGCAAUCCGUUUUAAUCGUGAGUUAGUUUUUUAUCCUAAAUGCCAGUUUUUUUUAAAUAUUCUUUUUUUGUCUUGCUUCGGUUAUAAUGGGCUUUUUAAAUAUUUUUGUCAUUUCCAUAAACAGUCGGUAAAUAUGGGUUACUAACCAUGCUUGACGUCAAGAUGGCUGGAUGAUGGCCAAGUUCCUUUUUCGUCUUGUUCUAAACGCAAAAACAAAAAUGAGGCCAAUAUUUAGCAAUCGUUACGAAACAAUCUUGGUCAAUAAAGAAGUUAUUUUAUAUUUGAAACGAAAUCUUUUCCCUCUCCUCAAAAGCCAACAUUUCCAAAUUCCAAUUUGACCAGUAAUCAGGUAGACGAAGAACCACUUAUUGGAUGUGCUACCGCAAAAUCUUUAUUUAUUUAUUUAUUUAUAUAUUUAUUUUUAUUUUAUUUACCGGGGAUUCUUUAGUUAAGCUCUUUUAUCGAAGCAGUAUAACUUGCGUAACACUUCCCCAUUCUUCCUUCAGGAAUGUGCCAGCUGGAACCGAGCUGACCUGGGACUACGCUUACGAAGUGGACAGCGUCAAGGGCAAAGUUCUACACUGCUACUGUGGGUCAGCGGAAUGCCGCGGAAGACUACUAUAAACCUAAUAUGUCUUUGUUCAGUGGAGAAACUCCAUGAAAUCGAGACGCUGGUUUCUUUUUUAUGUUAGGCAAAGAAACAAGAAUGAGUCACAGCAAACUGCAAAGAGUACGGCUCAUACAUUAGGGACUAUGGGUCGUUUAAGAACCCAUGCAACGCCUUAUCAGUUAUUCGCCCAGACAUUUUCGUGACGUUCCCCCGACAUGGGCUGAGCCUGGACAAGAGUAGUUUGUUUGGGCCUUUUGGGAUUUCCGCACGUUGAAAGGAUUUUUCCGAGUUGUUUUCGUUACUGUUACAUUGACGAAUGAAGGCAACGAGAGGUUUUCCACUGAUUUCUUCAUUCACUCUUUGCCUAUAAGGAGGAAGAGGAAGACAAAAAAUGUGAACUGCCUUUUCCACACUUGGUGUUAAAUGCAUCAGACGUUUUAACAGACAUCCAGCACCAAGGGUUAAUUCAAUAAGCCGUUUACAAGUGUACUCUACAAAUGUGGCUAUUGUUUUUAAACUCUUCAACUGUUGCAACACUUGUCGUUUUGCUGGUAAAAGAUUUAUUGAAUUGACUCUAAGAAAUAGAUUUAUUACAGAAAGAGAUGUGAUACCCUUUUUCGUAGUUAGGAUAUCUAAUGAUGUAGUUUUCCGAGUGUUUGAUGCAGCUUCUCAAAUAAUCAGUAUUUUUUAGAGAUUUAAAAUCAAAAGUUAGCGUAAUGAAGAUAAAAUUCUUCAUCCCAGAAAGUGUAGGGGGAAUGAGCACAGGCAUUCGGUGGAACGACCAAUCAUAACUAACGCUUGUCCACCCAAACGAUCCCAAAAUCAUUGCCCCAAAGGCUUGUACCCAUUCCCUUAUAGUUUCUGGAGUGGGGAAUAGCGGUGCCCUUAUCCUUAAGCUCAUUAACACAUGCUCAUCUCCCAUAAUGCACCUUAUUUGCCCCCCAACAUUUUGCAUAAGCAUUGUUUUCAACUUCUCUUGGGACGGCUGAAAUAUCUAGGAGAAGUGAAAAACAAAGGUUAUGCAAAAUUUGGUGGGGGGGAGGGGUGGGGCAAAUAAGGUGCAUUAUGGGAGAUAUGCAAGUGGCGUAUGGCGGAUUGUGGGUCACGUGGCUCAUACCCAGGCGCCAGGGACGUGAGAGGUAAACACAGUUUUUUCGUUCAACUUAGCUUGUGGUAAAUUACCCACGUUUCCUUUUAACCCUUUAGACCCUAAGAUCAAAAUUUGAAUUCUCAUUCGUUGCCCCUAGUCAUUUCCUAUAGAAGUAGUGGGGAGAAGUUGAUAAAAUAUCAAGCAAAUUCAUCUUGUGUGGUCAAGUCCGUAAUUCUCAUGACCACUCUGUUUUACAAAGCAUGGAUAUUACAAGGAGAUAUUUGAUGCUGAUCACUCUUAGGGCUUAAAGGGUAAAUAACUGUAUGUCAUAUGAAAUGCAUUUUCUUGCCUUUUUGACGGGCUCUAUCACGAGUUGUUCUUGACGAAGUGCGUCAUUUGAGGGCGUAUUAGUGAUUGGCUUAGCUUAAAUCGUAUUUUAAUCCUAGCGCAGUGACAAACAUCGUCUUCGUUUUCAUUCACAUCUUAUGAUUUUUGUUUUGUUUCUGUUCGGUAACCAUGCAGUUCCGUCUCGAAUUUCUGUUUUAUUACGCUUUUUAACGAUUUAAACGUUUUUAUCUCAUUGCAUAUGUUCUGUAAAUCCUUAUAUUUGAGUUUGUACUGCUCGCAUGUUUGUGAAUAAGGUAUGACGUCACUGUAAUAUCGAGUGAUAAGUGUUUUUCAAUUACUGGAAGAACCUCCUUAGCCUUUGACAAUUUAAAAGUUUACGAAAAAAAUUCCUCGUGUUUGUAAAAACAUGAAUUCGAUUUGUACUGGCUAGUUUAGGAUAUAUUGUGAUGUUGUAUUUUUGGAUGAAAUGAUGGAGUCUGUCUCGCUUCAAAGACAACCCGAAAUUUAUUAAUCAGUAAAG
Molecule: messenger RNA, 50312 nt
Organism: Porites lobata
Lineage: Eukaryota; Metazoa; Cnidaria; Anthozoa; Scleractinia; Poritidae
Source: the annotation of a GenBank genome assembly